GUCAUGUGACGUGCAUUUAUUGUGCAAGUGGGAGAUGGGUAUCAGUGUGCAAGAGAAACAAUAUUAGACAAAAAGCCUGACUGAUAGGUCUCAGACGGCAGGUUGAAUCUAUUUUCAUGUUAAUCCUACAUGAUACAAAGCCGGUCUAAGCCCUCAGGUGCACAAUGCAUAGAGCAGUGGAAAGAAAAAGAGGAGCAGGAAGCCGAAUGUAAAGGUAUGCCAUCUUUUACAGCAUAAUAAAAAGACAUUUAGUAUGAAGUUGAUGCAUUUGCAUGAGUGAUCUAAGUUUAAAUAAAACAGCUAAAACGGCUGGAUGAAAAUGUUGUGAUAGCUGGACACUAAGUUUGAGAGCCUGGGGGGGACAAAUCCUCCAUAUUGUUGGCCAUAUAAGUGUAGUGUUACCUGUUUCAUUGUAAGCAGUGAAUAAUGAUUAUUAGGGAGUCAUUUAUGUCAUGUUGAGCACAUUAGGCUGCUGCAGUUUGUCUUCCUCUGUCAACCACACAGUGGCAGACUGUUUCUCUCUCGGGACACCAAGAUGGCUAGAGCCUGCUUCCUGUUAACGGCUGUAACGGUAGCUAACCGUCCGCUAGCAGCAGCCAGCUCUAUAGGUAUGCAGCGUGCUGACAUACGGUCGCGUACCGGCAAAAUGCGGCGAGUUACGUAACCCCACCGAUGUGUUAAAAGCUUUGUUUUUUACUCCAAAUCUGUUACUGACCUUCUAACCAAAAGGAUGCCCGCCUAGCCUAGCCAGCCCAGCCCUCCCUGUCCCCUCUACCGUGAACGGUGAGACCUCCUGUCAAUCACUCUCCUCGCACACGUGACGGUGCACGCGCCUUCACCGGUGCAGCUGAAGCGUCGCUCAUCCUUCCGCAACGUACAACCAUCUGUACGUUACAUUAAAGGAAAAAAAGCUGCACUGUUUCAGUCAAAGUGCCAUUUACCUCGUCGCCGUCUGGUGUAGAUGUCUCCUUUGACUCUCGCAUUUUCUGUGCAUUCGCAGUUUCGCCCGGCAGCAGUGAUGGGGUAACGUUAACUGGCUACAAAUCCUGAAGGAGGAGCGUAGCGGUGUAAUAGAGGCCGCCAUGUUUGUGUGUGUGUCUUAAAGCGUGUGUACGUCGCGCGUGUGUGCGUUUGUGCACGAGAGAGGGGAGGGAGAGAGGCAAGCACAGUUUACAGAUAACACAGCUUAUCAAUGCUGGGAUUUACACUGCAAACUGGACAACGCUGAUUAAUUAGAGCAUGGAUGAUUAUCCUUGUUUUUUAUCCUCAAUCCAAAUUAAAUUUAAAUACAUUUAACUAAAUUGAAAUGAUUUAAAACAAAAUCAGUUUUUUAAGCAAACAUUAUUUUUCACAAGACAUUUUUCCGUUUUAACCAUAGACUGCAUAUAGAAUACAGUAUAGUAUAUACAAUCUAUGGUUUUAACAUUUGAUUUGCUCUCUUAGCCUAUUUUCAGUUCAAUCAUUUACAAAUGAUAAAUUCUGUUUUUAUAAAUAUUUUUCACAGAGGAUUUGAGGUUGUGUAUUUUCCAAACAAGUGAUGAGACCAAUCAAAGCAAUGAUUGCAGUUUACACUGUAAUCUUCACCUUUAAGGCAAUGUGGGUUUUCUCAACAGCAUAAUAUCACACUUAGAGUGGGAAUGAAACAAAUAGAAAGACACCUUUGAGAAACAAUCUAUGACCUGUGAAUACAUGUACUGACAUUUUUUGCCAUUUCAGCACAUCAUAAAGACCCUAAAUAUAUUUAAGCACUAAUGUAAAGGUAACCAUUAAUAUUUAUAUGUUAGAAGAGAAAGCCAACCUAAACACAAACACUAGAAACACUGUAAAAGAAGGAAACAUGCUCUGUCCUAAGUGGAGUAACAGCUUCUCUUGAGUUUGCUAACAAUACUCAGGAAACCACUGAGCCCAGCUAAGAACUAGACCAAUACAGACCCCUUAGCAUCAAAUAUGUAAUUUUCAUUGAGGCUGUUUAAUAUAGCUGUUUCACUUUAAAAGCCAAGGUGUUGCCACUUUAUAAAGAGCAUGCUCAGUAUGUAAUCUACAUAUUUACAAAUAUUAAGUAGUUAUUAAUGCUCCAAAAAUAAAUAUAUAAAUAAAAUAAGACACUAAUGCUUUCUUUUGCCACAAGAUGGCAGCAAAGAUUGAAUGCAUGUUCUAGAUGCAUUCAGUCCAUAUUGUAGAGUUGAAAAUCAAGAAAAAGGGAAAUGAGCAUCAGUUUUGCAGUCAGGUGUAUUUUGUUAUUGACUGGAAUACGUUUAAAGCUUCUAUUAGGAGUUUUUUGACAUUUAUAAAAGUGACUGAAAUUCUUGUUGGUGCAUUUUAAUGAUACGCAAAAGCAACUGUACACUCAACCCCCUGUUCACCUAAAGUAUUUGCAGUGAAUGAUAGAUUUGAUUGUUAAAAAUCAGCAGGUUGAGAAGUAUUGUCAUAAAUCACUACUCAAGCAUGGUGCCGAAAGGAUAAGCAAAGACUGCUUUGUCCACAGGGAGUGCCAAAACUGACACAAAGUGGAAGUUUCUCACAGGCCCUUUAAACUUAUUCUCAGUGGUAUGACCAUCAAAAGCUUAUUCGGGACAUUUAACUAUUGUUACAGGGCCUUGAACAAAGUUGAAGUUUCCGGCAGAAUUUAGGAUUUAAUGUAAGGAGCCAGUGUAAUAGACAUUAAGGGAUUCUAGUUUAUCAAAAUGAAAGCAGAAAAAAAUAGUGUAUGAUUUAAUUUUACAAACAACAAAAUGUUUCUUAAUAUCUUACAUUUUGAAUCUAAAAUACAUAAAUACAUUGUGCACCACUUAUUACUUUUCUUCAAUACAUACAUUAAAACCAUCCAAGAGCUCAAAUGAAGAGUUGGUCUUGUCUACCUAUUAGACUUUAAGUAGUUGCUCUUGUUUAUGUAGUCGAUAAGAUAAUAAAAUGUCACAUUGUUGCCACCCACAGAAUUGCAAAAUCAAUUCAUGCAUCCUGAGUUAUAAGAAACUCACAUCCCCAAGCUAUCUCUACGGUAACAAUAGGAAGCAAGAUAUAAACAGAAAGUAACACUAUGGUAACCGUCCAAGUAAUGCUGCUGACAGCAGAGCAGGUUAUGUAAUUGGAUUCUAACAUAAGCGUGUCAAAAUGUUCAAGAAAAAAGUUAUAAAAAUGUGCAAAGAAAGACAUUCGGUUUGAGAGCAGAGAAGGAUAAAUGUUUAUUGCCCAAUAAAAGAGCUGAUAAAUUUUAAAGACAGAUUUUAUAAUUGUACACGAGGCUCAGAACAAACAACUGUAAAAACACCAAUCGCAUUAUCUUGAAUCAGUGUCUUUUUAUUCUGCUGAAUAACAGCACUGUGUUAAACUCAAAAUGCCUUGUAUUAAAAUACGUACACACUCAAAAAGCAAAUGUAGGGCAAAGGUUUGUUCGAGUGGUGGGAGUGUAUUCAGGAAAUUUGGUAAACACUGCUCCCUGCCAGGCUUGCCUAGACACGAGGCCACAGAGAAUGUACGCAUUAUCCUGUGUGACUCAAGCUAAGCUGUUGAUAAAUGACUUUUACAUUUAUGGUAUAUUUGCUGAUCCAAAGGCACAUUUUUAAAAUAAAUUUGAUUCAAUAUAAACUACACCGUAAAUAGUACAGUCAUUAACCGGUUUGAGAAAUCUCCAGGAAGGCAAGAACAAAGAUGAUCAAUUUCCUGUAAGUGUGAUGAAGCUGUGAUAUUUGUGGUGUGACUGUUAGAGCGCAGACAGUACAUCUGAGGCCCAAGAUGUCGACCCCUUAACUGUUGAGUUUACAAGUUACACUGUUGAGCGAGAAAAGAAACUGCAUUGAGGUUGCUCUUUUUGUACAUUUGGAUCAUCCUCUAAAAAAGGACAUUUAACAUCGUCAAUAGUUGAAAAACCCAAUGCUUGAUCACGCGAGGUGGUCUCUGUGAGAAAUGACAAAUUCUCUGCCUAUUCUAUAAAUUUUCCAUCCAUAAUCCAAGAAUAGUUCAUUUUCAGAAAAAAAAAAAAAACCUGCAUAUACUGAAUUUAAAUUGUUUUCAAGGCAUGAGCUGAAGCUUUUGGCUUUGUCUCAGUGACUCCACGGAAUGAGUGGGGUGAAAAAAGGCACUUCUCAUCCUGGAAUAAAUUUGUUCUGACUCCUGUAAAUCAUAAACACAGCCUUUUAAAAUCAUUGUGAAGUCCUCAUCUGUCAUUGCGGGGAUUAUUACAGCUGUAACAGAUGUUAUGAGCCUGUAAAUGAUGCUCAGUCCAUCAAGGCAGUCAGAAACCCAAAUGCAUACACUGUUUACUACUUUAUACUUGCAGGCUGUUUUUUGGUACAUGGAGAUUCCCCCCCCCCCCCCACCAGGCUGACAGUUUGGUUUAAGGGGUUGGGCUUAGUGUACAUCUCGAGAACAUUUUAAUGGCUGUUAGGUCCAAAGUGGAAUAAUAAGGUAAGCCCUGUCAGGCGUGGGUGAAGCUGUGUUUGGAGUAAGAGUCAGUUGUUCCACCCAACCUCUGGAUGAAUGGAAUUCAUGUCUCAACAGGACACCGCAUCUGCUCAAAUCAAAGGGGAGAAUUUCUCAUAACAUGUACCUUUACUCCCAAGUUGGUAAACAGUUUGAUGGGGCAUGUGCUGAACUGUUUCUAAAACAAUUAAAAAAAAGAAAUGUUUUGAUAUGAAGGUUGUAAACAUCACAUUUAACUGUGAUUUCAUAUUUCACUCUUAAUGAUUUAAUAAAUUGAAUUAAAAGUGAUGAAGCUCUGCAUUUACUCUCUACUGUACAAACUGUACAUUUACAACAUAAAGCCACGCCAGGUUUAAUUACCCUCCAAACGACCCCUCCUUCCUCUCUCUCUCUCUCUCUCUCUCUCUCUCUCUCUCUCCCACCCACCGUUGUUGACUGGCUGCGCCGGUUACGUAACACGUUUAUGCCCAGCGCACGUGGCCACAGCCAUAAUAGAUGGCAUCAUUUUGACGGAUUAAACAUUACCAUCGACCCAGUGAUCACAGCCUUAUCACGCAACCUACAGUUUACCUUUUGAGGCGUAGAAUAAGGGCGAGGUCAGGGGGAAAAAACAACCAAAUCAAUGUUUUUUUCUCCCACGAAAAAUACGUCAAGACGGAGUCCCUCUGUUACGGUUCGAGUCCACUCCGGCUCAUAUGGUUAAUAAAAAUAAGGACAAAGAGACAGAACUGGGACAAAACAUUUGAUCAUUAUUAGAAUGUACUGUUAGUUCAUUCACAGCGUGGGAAAUAAUGCAUGAAGUUUGUCUUUUAUUUAUUCCAUUUAAAUCCAGGGUGCAUGAAAAGAUAGUUUGACCACUUUUUGGACAUUCCAAAAAAAUAGAUAAAUAAAAUAAAAUAAAAUAGGCCUAAUUAAUCUACAAAUUCUGCAAAUAUAAUGCUCAGUGGUAUUGGGUUAAAUAAAUAAAUUAAUAAUGAUCAGAUCAAUUAAGAUUAAAAUAAACACCAAACACUUGUUUAAUUGACAAAGCCCUGCAUACACACGUUUAUGGUCUUGGUGUAUUUUGCCCCCCUCUCUCCCAAUAUGGUGUCACCAUCCCCUCAACAGAUUGACCACUACUCUCUCUCUCUCUCUCCUUCCCUGUCUCACGCUAUCCCCCUCCUCCUCCUCCUCCCUCCUCUUCAUCCCAUAGCUGUCAUCCUGAGCAGCGCUGAGACGACGGCUCAAUCCCCUAAACGCCCGGAUGAGAGCAGCAGGCGACAUUCAAGGCAACAUGGUCGCAUAAAUCCGCCGAGUCGAGGGCAACCAACCAUUCUGGUGGGGGACGACGGCCACUGCUGGAAUCUGUGACAUUUUCGACGCAGCCCACGGAGGGAGAGCGGUUCUGGGAAAAUACAGUCAGGGAUAGAGGCGUGGAGGCGGAGAGGAACACGGCACAUUUCCCCCCUUGUGGUGUCCUAUUUCGUUGGUAAGUACAUUUUGUCUGGCAGAGAUAGACACGUUGCCCGUGUGUGUGUGUUUUUUGCGUGGACAGGCUCGCUGUCCGGUCUUGCGACUUUUUCCUCACGCGUUUUUUUCUUUGUGGUGAGCGUCUGUGCACGAGACGGAACGGGCCUGGUAAGUGAACACAACGUGAAAGAGGAAUGUCUGUGUUUUAAUCAGCUGCUGCGGCAUCCCACGGCCACGACGUUUCCUGAAUUUGACUCCAAACUCCGACGUGAAUCAUCCGAAUUGUUAAAUCGGACCACAAGUUGCUUCAUUGUGAUCUAACGUGCUGGCAAUGUUGUUAACACCGCUCGCACGCAGCUGAAUGGAGCCGCCGCACGUGUGUGACUCCACAUCCGACUGUGAGUGGAUCACAAUAGCCCCGAUUCACACAGACUGUCUGGUGGUCCGUCCACUGGUCUCAACCAGUGUGGGAAAGUGGAAAAGCCAAGAAAAGGCGAGAGCGUUCAACGUGCGUCUAAUUACUUCGCCGUUAAUCAUGCGAGUUUAUUUCACUCUGCUGAGCUUUUGCACCGAGUAGACACUAUUUGACGACAAGGCGGGUCAACAGCCGAACAUGCGCACUGAGCGCAGUAACUAUCGCCCCAUUGCCCAAUAACAAUAAGAAGUUGGGACAAGCCUAUCCCUAAAAUCUGAGAAGUGCCUCAGGUCUGUUCCCUUGUCCUCGCCACCAGCUUCAGGGUUUUUAUUGCCUCUGCGCUGCUGUCUCUAUACCUUGUUAUUUAACCGUGGAUUUGAGCCAGCCACAAAUCUAGUCAGAGCCAGUCAGACAACACAGCAAAAUAAACCUGAUCUGCUCACCUGCAGAUAUGAGUGUGCGAUAACAAGCCAGGCACCUAUUGUGACAGUGUGUCUCUGCUUAUGAAGCCCCAGGGCGAGCCUCUUCCUUUGUCCCCAUUAAAGAUGGCAACACUGAAAUCAGGCACAGCCAACAUGGAGGGGUGGAAAAUAAAACAUCAUCACCCCGGACUAAAGAAAACCCUAAAAAGUUCCAUUUGGAUAACUGCAAGGUGACCCAUAAUAUGAUAUGAUACUGCGAUAAAAUACGAUCAUUACAGUGUGACAUGAUAUUAUACGAUUCCUGGCCCAUGAUCCCGCAGUACUGCAAUGAUCACCAAGUAAGAGUAGGAAUUGCCAGGUAAACUAAGGUACGAUAAGAGGUGAUACGACACAUUACCAUGCAAUAUGAUAGGUUACCACAGUGGCCAAGAACCGCCACUGCUGCAAAUACAAAAAGAAUGCAAAAAAAGAAGUCACAACAGGAGUUACCGAUGCAAAAAAAAAUGAAGCCCGCUGCAAAUAAAAAAAAAAACGGUGCAGAUAAAAAAAAAAGCCACAUCUGAAGUUAACGACGCAAAAAAGUGGCGAUGGGAAAAAAAAGUUACUUACUGCGGAAAUAAAAGGAUGCGGAUAAAAAAAGCCGCAAUGGAAGUGAGCUGCCGGGGACCAAUAAUGAUGAUGCACCAGUGUUUUACGAUCUAGGCACAGAAGACGACGACGAGAAGACAAGCAAAGAAGUAAGCGUAAAGGUUAUUGUUUAAUUUCGCUUCGUGUACUUUUCAAUGUGUCAUUUGGUCAGGCAGUGUCGCGCCUGAGUCGAAAUAAAGUUGAACUGAAGCUAACACUACACCAGCAUCCUCCAGUUCGACUUCAUAUCGACUCAGGUGCAACAUGGCCUGACGAAAUGACACAUUGAAAAGCACACAAAGCGAAAUUAAACAAUAACUUUUACGCUUACAUCUUUGCUUGUCUUCUUGCUCUCGUCUCCUGUGCCUAGAUCGUAAAACACCAGUGCAUCGUCAUUAUUGGUCCCCGGCAGCUCACUUCCGUUGUGGCUUUUUGCAAUUUGCAUCCUUUCACUUUCGCAGUGAGUAACUUUUAUUUAUUCUUUGCAUCGCUACUUUUUUUUUGUGUGUCAUUAACUUUGUUGUGGCUUCCUUUUUUGCAUUCUUUUUAUUUGCAGCAGUGGCGGUUUUCGGCAACCAUAGGAUACCUUACCCACGAUAGUGAUACUGCAAUCAUAUACAUCACAAUGUCUAAUAAACUUAAGAAGGCCCCUUAAAGGCAAAGUGCACAGAUUUAAUUCUGUUUUUUAACUGCAGUUAAGUUUGUUUCCACUGAGAUGAAACAAUGUCCAAGUAUUUAAAAAAGAAACACAUGCAAGAUAAGUGUAAACUGUACUUUUCAUUAAAAAAAGCUUCUUUAGAAAUUAGCUCAGAUUUUAGUGCUUAAACAUAAUCAGCUCCUGUAUUUAAACUUGUUCACGUUUUAAGUUUAACCCUUAAAACAUAGAUCUGUUAACUGAUAUCACUGUAUGUGUAACAGCUGUAGUGGUAGUCCCAUGACGUUGUCAGCUACAGAUGGGUCUGUCAAUCAGCAUCUAUCCCACAGUCGUCUUCAGUUAAACUCAUGUCAUGAAAUCGCGAUGCAGUGCGUCAAAUUGGCAGGGAAAUCUGUUUAGUGUGUCAUAUUUUCAAUCGGAUGUCAACUUAGUCUUGACUUGUUGAUUUGUUGUAUCCCUCAGAUCAAUAGAAUAUAUUACUGUGUUGAUAUUUAGUUGUGUAUAUCUUCAGUAUAAACCCUUAAAAGCAACAAUAGUCAAGUAUUUCAGCUUCCAACAUAUUUAUCUGUUGUAUCCUAACAUCAUGCAUCAUGUCCUGUUGUCGUACUAUUUUGUUCCCUCCAUGGUUUGAAUGUGUCAGAAUGUGUCAAAACUGAGUCAUCGUAUUAUAUUCUUUAUCCUGAAGCAGAAAACAUCCAAUGGCCUGCUAUGUUGUGGUCAGUGUGAGUACAUGGAACCCUGGCAGCAAGAAUGAGGCCUGAGUUAAUGAUUAAUCUCCAUAUUACGAUAAGACGGAGUGAAAAAGGUGAAGAAUGCAGGGGGCUGGCACCACCUUGCAUUUUUUCUUUCAGUUGUUUUCUUACAUAAAAGAUUUGCUGAGAAAAUGUAGCAUCAGUGCUUUUUACACAACAUAGGCUCAUAAAGUGGAGGAAGUAAAUACACUUCUAUCUCGUCUAGCCAUAAAGGUCAGUGGACUGAUAUAAAAGUCGAUCAAGAUAAGAUAUACUGAUUAAUGACUUCCCCUUUCUUCAAACCCUUUUUAUGUGGAUGUCCCUGUCCCUCGCCCAUCCUUAAGCCACCUGCCUUUGAAAUGUGCUGAAAUAAAGUUGUGAUCAGCAGCUCCUAAAACCUUUUACAUGUUUAUAUCUCAGAUACGGGAUUUGCAGAGCUCUUGUUAGAGGAUUAAGGAAAACAACUUGUGCCCACACGGUUUAAUCUGCUGUUUUGUAUUUGAAACUGCCUGAUUUGCUGAGUGAACCUGCUUUCUAAGAAACAUUAUAGAUUUAUGGACAACCAAGCAACCUCUCUCUCUCUGCGGGGAUACUCUGCUCAGACUACUUUGGCACAGAAGAGAAGUGAAUAUCACUGUUGUUGUUGCUCUUGUUAUUGUCGUGCUCCUUUUCCUUGAGCUCUAAUUAGAUUUUUCAAUCACCACCUUGUGGAAAUGAGGUGAGUUCACAGAAACAUAAGGGACUAAUUUAAUUUAUAUUUUCAUUGUGCUAUGACCUGCCCUUAGUGAGUGUAAGCCUUGUGGAGAAAACAAUCCAGCCAGAGUGAUUCACACUAAAUUGCCAUUGUGCAGCAGCCACAGCUAAGAGCACGCAGCCAAUAGAGCCUCUCUUUUAUGCUAACCCAUGAAUUGAGAGGUUUCAAAACAGGCGCACAGCGGUGCAUAUGUAAACAACGGUUCAGGUCUGGCAGCUGAAGCUUGUGUUUUGAAAGUUCAGUGUUGAGGCUGUCUUUCAGCAGAGGAGGGGCGGAGGCGAGCUGUUUGUAUGCACGCAUGCACAAAGUGUUUGUACAUUGUGUAAUGUUUUCACGUUCAACAAGAUAAUAACUGAGCAGAGUCAGAUCAGUUUUUGAGAAGGUGUGCUUUCAACACACGUGGACACUAACUUCGGUUUCUAUGAAUUUCUGGCUGCUUUAGUUCUGGUGGAUGUUAAACCCAUGAAAGGGCAACAGGUGAGCAGGUUACACCACAUUAUUGAGCUGUGUCGCUCUUUGGAGUAUGCUGUGAUACAGGUUUAUGGAGAUGUAGUCCAGUUCCAGAUACAAAGUAUUUAUCAAAUAAUUUAAAAAACUCAAUCUGGUUGGAUGUUUGGUAACUUCUCUAAAAAAUGAAUCACAAAACACUGUAAAGUGCUCUGUCAGUGGUUCUGAAUGUGAUAUUCUAUUGUGAUCUUGAAUCAUGGACACUAUGUUGGUGGCCCUUGCACGUGCAGUGUCAGUACAUCCACCACUUUGGUUCAGACUGAAAUAUCCCGGCAAUUAUCGGGUGGCUUAAGAUGACAUUUGGUACAUACCUCUAUGAUCCCCAGAGGAUAAAUUCUAAUGGCCAUGAUGAUCCCCUUGAACUUCCCCGUAAUGCAUGUUUGCAGUGAGGUCACCUUUCGAUUGGCCUCCUAAGUUGAUUGUCCUGAUUUGCAGCACCUGUCCCGGGCGGGUUGGUGUAAAUAAAAGUCAUGUGACUGCUGCAUUUCAUCCUGUAGAGAGGAGGCAAAGUGCCAAGAUCUUCAUCCUCAUUAGAGUAAUGAGCGUUUGGCGUUGCCAUAUUUUUUUUGCAACCACCGUUAGAGAUCAAACUGUUGAUGUGUGAUGAGGACACUUUUCUACAAUUGUCGAAUAGAUUGCCAUGACAUUUAGUACAAGCAAUCAUGAUUUCCCUGUAGAGAGAUCCAGAUAACUCUUACCUGUUGCACCGUAAUAGUGUCCAAUUCCUGUUGAAAUAAUGCCACUUAACUUCUCAUGAGAGAUUUUUCUUAAACUUCUGUGUGUUUUCAUGUUCUCAAAAAAACGUGGGAAAGUCCAGUUGCACAGAGCUACUCUCAUGGCUGCAGGCAUUUCUUUUUGGAUAUGAAAUCAUCAAUCCGUGAACCAUUGACAGCCUCAUUUGAAACAAAUCAUCUGUUAGAUACAGCCCCGCUGUGUCACAUAGAAGCUGUUAGCAAAACAGAUGGCUGCUUAUUUAUUAGAGCCCUGCCAUAAUUAGACUGCCGUAUUUUUGUAACUGAUAGUGUAAGCGAUCUUACUAUAGGGAGGACAGUGGAUAUAGUCCUUUUUUAAAUCACAGGUUUUUUCAUAGGCUCAUGAACAUCAGCUGACAAAAACAUCCUGUGAGGUCCUGACUUUAAGCAUGGUUAUGUUUUUUUCUAUCAUAAGACUUUUUAAAAAGUAUUAUAAGGACAUGACCUUACUGGUGUCAGUCGACAAAAGGAGCUAAGUGUGGUGGGGUCUGUUGUGUUUUCCGUGAUGGUGGGGCCCCCGGGCAGUCCGGCCCUCCUGCCAGUGGGUGUGUCGGUGUCCCUUGUGGGCGGAAGGGCUGCUGGCACCAGGGCUGGUAGCGUCACCAUCAGAGAACAGUCUGUGUCUCUGAUCGGCCCACCUCGCCCUCUGAGCACAAUCACACUGUUAUGUCUAAGCCCUCCUUCGCUAUGGCAACAUCACAUGAUAGCACUGUGGAAAUCUUCAUGCUGUGUCAGUGUGUGUGUGUGUUGCAUGUCUGCCUGUGCUUGCAUUGCUGAAUCCAUGCUGUUGCCCAAACCUGGUUAAGCUUGUUGGUGAUCAUAUGGGGCUGAUAGCGGGUGUUAAAUUAACUGUACUUGCAAAUGUAUUGUUGCCUGUCUUGGCCAGGACACUCUUGUAAAUGAGAUUUUUCAUCUCAAUGAGGAUUUUCUGGUUAAAUAAAGUUUUAUUCACUCAAAUAACAGAAAUCGGAACGAACACAGAGGAGGGACAAGAGCGUAAAGGAGAAAUUUCUGUUGUUUACAGGAACCUGAGAAUAGCACGUGUUCAGAAAACGAACUGUUCAAUCUGAGUGCAGUGCUUUUUCAAACAUCACAGAUUCAUGAGUGACUCAGUGAGGGCCCUGCCUCAUGAACAAAGGACUGCAUAAGCUUGGAAAAUAAAUCAAAACCUUAUCAGCUCUCAGUUAAGCGACUGUAAAACCACUGCUUAAGCAUUUAACGUGAUUUACAAAGAGAUAGUUAAGGCAGUAUUAGUGGUUUUUGCUCAUGUAUAUGUAUUCAGCUGGUUUUAAGUGGCAGGCUAACAACAGGUUGAAUUGUCCAUCCCAUAAUGCUUUUGUGUCCUCUUGUAACCAGUAUCACGUAGGCAAGCAUUUUUCUGUGACCCUAAUUUUUGCCUUAAUUGGCCAUAAUACUCAGAGGUCACCAACAUGUCUUCACUGAAUUAGUGAGGGUUUUUUUGUGUCUCCUUGGCAAAUAAAAGUCAUAACUGUCAGCAUUUAUGAUCUCUUGAAUCACAAUUCCUGGUACUUUCCCCAGUCUUGGUUGCUUUGAAGCAAGAGACCCUCACUGAAACUGCUGAUGCUGACGCACACAAGAAAACCUCUCCUCUUGAAGUUAUGGGCUCCUAAAAGAGUAAACCUCUAGGUUCUCCUCAUAAAAUGGAAAAUCAUAACAACUAACAUGGAAACAGUUAGCCAUUUAUCACCCUGGUUAGCAUGUGACUGCUUCUGCUGGUUGCAUCGUUUUUCUCUGACCCUUUUGUGUGUUUUUUGGCUGCGUUUGUCCUCUCCACUCGGUCAUGAGAGCCGUUUUGUAGUGUUUCUGGUGGCCUUCUGUAAGCGGCAGGGUCUGUAUCAAAGCGUUGUCACACAGAGCGUCUCUUGUUUUGGUGCUGGCCUGGUGUUAACUAUGCUAAUGACAAGCUUACUGCUGAACUGUGGAGCAUUGUGGUAAUAUUUAUUGAAUGCAGCAUGACUGUUAUUUUACUGUUCUUCUCAUUUAAGUGUAUUUUUACAGGAGAACCUUUCACUGGACUGAAAAACGUUUUAAUCUAACCAGUUAGAUCUGUGGUCAGUUUGAAGUUUUCAUAGCCCCUCAUGGAAAAAACACUGAAAGGUACAGUGAGAAGCAUUUGAAAAGCUGCUCUUGGCUGGUGUUUGAUGAUAUCUUGUUAUGUAAAUGGCAGGUUUUAUUAUCUUUUGCCUUAUAGAUACAGAUCUCUGCCUUUACUGCCCAUAAAUUGCCUCAAUAGUAAAUGAGCUGCAGGAUCAGCCAAACUCUUUGGGUGGCCUGCAGAUCAUUAUGAAACAGAAAUGAUUCUUUUCUAAAACUUGUGAAUGUGAUGUGAUGCUGAUGAGAUGCUUAAACCUUAAGUACACUUUAACGACUAGGGUUAUCUUAACUGAACUGUCAAAGCUCAGUGACUUUACAAUGGCCUCUUAUCAGAAAAUCAUUUUCUCACAACUUCAUUCUCUUUCUCUUCAAGAAAAUGAAUGAGACUUUUUUCAAUCUUGCAAAAAUGUCUAAAUUUCGAGAAAAGUCAUUCAUACUCUGCCAUACAUUAUGAACAGGCCCUCCUAAAAUACUUGUUGUGGAAAGAUGUGAACUUCCUAGUGUGACAACUGACUAUGCAGCUCACUUGGUGGAUUACUCCUUUAACCCAAACCUUCAGUGUCAAAUGUUGAUGUCUACUACUCUGAAAAAGAGGAAGCAAAAUGGACCGUAUAUUUGUGAUGAAACUGGCAUUGUUCAUAGCUGUUGGACGAUAGCAAGCUGAGCAUGUUUUCCUGAUAUCAGCAGAGUUUGGGUUGACCCGUCUAGAUGGCAAAGUUAAGUAUUAUUAUUGUCUACAAGCCACUGUUUUAAGUUUACACAUAUCAAAACUAAUUAUCUAAUUUAGAGGUCAACCGAUUAGUCUUUCAACGUGGAUACCAAUCGUGAGAGAGCGGGUUGGUCAGUGGUGGAUAUAUGAUGCCGAUACUACGUUGUUAAACUGAGAAACAGUAUUACUGAACUUCAGUAACUGUCUUAUUUAUUAUGUAAUCAUAACAUUUAAUCAGCCUAUCGAUGAAUCGGUCUACCUCUAAUAAAAAUAGUAUUUCACAAGUUUCACAACAGUACCAGCAGUACAGUAAAGCUUUUAUGUGCGCUGUAACACACCUACUUCCUGAUGAAAUAUUUCCUAGUUGUUGUUUAGUUUAGUCAUGUGCAUUUCAUGUGGUCUGAUAGGAGAAGGUCCUCUGUUUCCUUUGUCCGGAGUUUGUAGAAGUCUGUAUGUUUGAACAGGUGUGGGCUCACGUGUCCUUUAACCCAGCUCACUGAAUUUCACUCGGGAUUGUGGUGAAGGGUGUGACAGGCCCCAGAGACGACUGAUCAACCUGUCUGCACUGGUCCACACUGUUGUGUUGAUAAUGUUACCGCCUAUUUGCAUUUGAUUGUCGGGAUGGGGCAGGGCUCCAUGUAAGGAUGAGCAGCUGGCUGACUGGUCACUGCACACACUCAUGUGACGCUGCUAUUUCUAGCCAAAUCAUUCCUCCUCUCUCCUGCCUUUAGCAACAAGAGCGAGUGCCGGAUAUGUGACACCUCAGAAAGCAGCGAGGCUGGAAGGUAGAGGCAGUUUGACAGAUAGAGUCCAGUGGCUUCUAUUCAGAGGCCACCUUGCUGGGUGGCAACCUGCAAGGUGGAACAAUGGCAUGUAGAAAGGUUAAUGAUUGAGUUCAAGAUAAGAGAGGAGUAGAGGUUUGUGCUCCCAGCAGUGGGGUCGACUUUUCCCGCUGCAGCCACCAGUUUGUCAAUUGUCCUGUCGUGUUUUCACAUUUUUCACUUGACUCAAAAUAAACACAUCUGUCAUGCCAGCUGACACAGUGUCAAGGGAUCGGGGGGGAUGCUGUUGUGUCAUUUUGACAUAGAAACAGGAGAGCGUGGGUCGCUUCGUUUUGCUCUUCAGUCAGAAAUAAAACCACUCGAGCCAGAACCUUGCCAGCGUGCUUGUUAUUUUAAACAUCUGGUAAUGUUAAGCAACUUGUUUUUUUCUCAGUUCGCUGUUCUGUGGCAGUACCCAGUUUGAUUGAUGGGGUGAAGGUAACUGCUGCACAUACUCUCACCUUCUCAUGGUACUUGGUUUCAAGCUGGGUUUGACAUCAUCAUGAAGUCUCCAUGUCAGUACAUGACUGGUAGGAUUUACCCGCUAAACAUUUUCCCUGUGUUUGUAUACUGUUUGUUUAAUUACACGACAGAGGGACUAGUAUUAUGUAUUACUGGUUAUAAGGUCCUCCAAAAGUAUGUCCUUAAGUGUCAAAGUUAUUACAGUAACAUGCUGCAGGCUGCAGGUUGAUAAUUAACUUUGUUUUAUCCCUCUGUGACAUUUAAUUGUACGGUGCCACCAUAGUGACUACUUAUAUGACGUCUUCACAGAAUUAAUUAAUUAUGUUUCAACAAGCUGGGAGUGCCUACUGUAGUAUUAUAGGCAACUGUUCCCCUUAAAAUGAAGAUUUAAUCACAGUAAUCAAACUGACUGGAGGUUAUGAUUACUGAUUUUAUACAGGUCUCGCUGCCCUCUGAUUUAAUAACGCUGGAUUGUAUAAUUGUCCCUCUUAUGAUCUAUGGUAAACCAAACAUAGAAAUGAGAACUGUUUUGGAACAGAGCCUGGAAAAAGCACUGGCACCAAAAAUACCUCUGUACUACAGGGAACCCUAGGGAAAGCACUGAAAGUGGAGUGUACGCGAAAUAAACUGCUCCUGUCCUUGAGGAAAGAUGCUUUUAUAGGGUAAAGUCAGGCCACUAAACUAUGGGGGACGAGGAUUAAAUAUCAUAGAAAAUCUUCAGGGUUCCCUUUACUGAACAGGCGUUGACAUCGUCAUAAUGUCUCACACAUUCCAGCCCGGCUAUAGCUCCGGGGUAAGUGACCUCCCAUCGCUGGGGGUAAUGCUGAGAAGGCUUACCCAGCCUCAGCCUGAUCUGUAGUCAACAAACCUGUCAACAUGAUCUUUACGCAUAAACACUUCGGUUUGUUUCCUGCUUGCAAAAUAUAUGAUGGGGCACAUAUUUUCCUGUUACCUAAGGCUGGAGGAACAAUUGUUAUCAUUCAAGCUGAGUAUGAGUAUGUUUAUGCAGUUUAUUAAUGAUCAAGAGGAUGGUACAUCUCUUUUUGCAAGGUACAGGUUUUAGGGUGAAUAGAGACUGAGUCUGAAUUUCCCAUUUGGCCUCUAUUAGAAGUUUUACAGUACUUUCAAAUGCAAUCCUGACCUAUUGUUGUUAUUUAUCUUCACUGCAAAUCAAUAUGAAUCGCACCGGUGAACACUGAUGACCCAAAAAACAACACGGAUGUUUAUAAAAGAUGUUAUUCUUCUAAUGUCACACUCUCUCACUCCAAAUUUAACACAUCAAGAAAGUCUCUUCUUUUCUGCUUUCUCUUUCUCAUGAAACACAAGCUGCUCCACUUUGCACGCUCCCCAGAGGCCUCCUGAAAUUCUGUUGCAGGGACUGGAUAUGCAGAGAUUUUCUGUUCUUGUCGAUGUUGCAUCAGUGUUUCUGGUUUUUAUUACAUCGAAGUAUAAAGUUAUUGUCUGUUGAUGCUCUGUGCAAUCAUAUCUUGUUAGAUGAACGAGUAACCCAGACCCGAUCAUGUAUUCAUUUAAAGACAGUGACAAUUCUGAUCACAACCUUGAUACACACCGUUAUUGGCCAGAGUUUAUAGUUAGAUUUUCCCUCAAAUGGUUCUGCAUAUCAAUAGAGAUAGUGCUGAUGGGUUUUGUUCUAGUGCAGCUUUAUCUGGCUCUUCAUUAUGUUCUUUUUGCGCAGGAGCGGGAGAGGCAAAUUGAAAGUUGGAGUGGAGAGGAUUCAUCUAUCUACAGACAUAAAUUGAACUCUUCACACUCACUCCUGCUAUAAUGGACCUAUGUUUCUCAGGACGGCUUUGGCUUUUAUAAAGUCAUGUCAGGGGAAAAAUAAAAUAUACAAUUAGAUUUAAAAUAGUGGAUCACUGUAGUGGGGGGCAACUCUGUGUGUGUGUGUGUGUGUGUGUGUGUGUGUGUGUGUGUGUGUGUGUGUGUGUGUGUGUGUGUGUGUGUGUGUGUGUGUGUGUGUGUGUGUGUGUGUGUGUGUGUGUGUGUGUGUCAGCAAGUUUUCAAGAAAGACUCCUGCAGCCCACAGCACACAGGAGGUGCAGUGAGACAGACUAAAAGAGACAGCGGUAACCUCUAGCUGUGACAGCAGCAGUACAUGAAGUGUUUAGGCUUGAAGUGGCCUAGUGGAAAUACCUGUGUUUAAAGGGCACGUGAUAAAAAGAGGAUCUGAGCUUCACUGUGCCCCCUCCUGGCUGAGCAAGACGGUGUCCCGAUUUGGAGCGAUGGGCGGAAAAGUCUCUUGAAUAUGAUUUAUCCCAGCAAGAUCAGAGGUGACCCUCCUCCUCAUCUACCCCUCCAUCACCGGAACACAAACAGACCACUUGUCACUCUGAGUUUCCUUCAUUGUCGAGCAUGCUGUGACAGCAUUCAAAGACGCAACAAGCAGCACAUGCCGAGAAGCCUCAAACAAUGCUGUCCCCAAACUACCUCCUCCAUUAUUUUGAAAUGUCUUUUGAUUGAUUGAGAUUUCUGGGACAUUUCUACACAGCUCAGGUGUCGCUACACAAGCUCUUCUGUUUAAAGAGUGUUUGUUGACUACAGGAACACAAAAGAAGACACGCAUACUUUUCUAUAUAUAAUUCUCUGUGUGUAGCAUGGGUGUAGCAUGGAUUGCAAAAGCAAGCAACCCUCCUGUUCCUUCAGAGUAGAAUUUGUGUGUGCGCACCAUGUGCUGAAAGUGUGCAACACAAACAGCAAACAUGUGAUAGAUAACACUGGUCACACAGCACGCACUGUGUAAUUUUAAGAUUAACUCAUUCAUGCUCCAGAGGUAGUCGUAGCAGUCAGAGCAGCACGGCGCUAACUCUCCUGUCAGGCGGUGUUUUGACUUUGUUUUUUGGGUACAAGAUGAUUUGUUUCACUCUCAGGAUUCUUCAGUUCUUGGUGAAUAUUUGGGGUAUUGAUGCACCACCUUUACAAACAUCGUAGGUAUGUAGGGGAAAUAUCUUCCCUGCAGGAAUUACAACACACAGCUGAUCUCCUGUGGUGAGGACACGCUGCGCUGAAUCCCCAGCAGAUUACCCUCUCCAGUAUUGUUUUUAAAUUCAACCAGCUUCACUUCUUCUCCUUUUCUCAGAUUUUGAAGGCUGCUGCCAAAAUAACCGGGUUUCAUCAUCAUUAUUUAAACAUGACUUUUCGCUUUGGAGAGGAUAAGCUUUUUGUGUUUACAUGAUUUAUAAUAAACAAAACAGAUUUCUCUGGAUUGUUAUGAAAUCUGACUACAGAUUGAGUUCCCCGUUUUUAUUUCAGUGUCAUCUUUUCUGUAUAAAAUCAAAUGCUUAUAAAUAAACGUCUCCCCUUGCAAGACCCCUUGAUGCGAUUAAGGCCUACUGCUAAAGUCGUCAUGUGAAAUUCUCCUUCCUGUUUUGACCGCUCUAAGUGCCAUUCUUGAAACUUUUUAUGCGGCUGCAGCUUAUGCUAGCAGCACGUUUUUCAGUAUUACUCUUAGUUUUCACCUAGAAUAACAGUGCCGGGGUAAUCCGCUGACUCACUGACUUGAAGGCCUAAUCCAGCCAGCCUCGUGUCUUUUCUUCCGCCGAGUAUAGACCGAGGUUAAACCUACACCCAAUUCUUUGUGAGCGCGUGUGUCUGUGUGUGUGUGUGUGUUUGUGUGCAUACAUAUGUAAGCCUAGCAUUCCUGCAAAGUGGUGGCAGAGAAAAGGACUCCAUGUCCUCCCACCGUCGCCAAGUCUCCCACUACGUGCGCACAGCAGCAGGUCUAAUCAAAGCACUCCAUAAUACUGUUAGCUGGGUCAUGUGCUGGAAGCCAGGAUUAAGAGCAGGAGGGCACAGGCCACUAGAUCCAGCUUAGGAGGGAGCGCUCUCCCUCUUUUUCUUUCUCUUUCUCCCUCUGUCUCCCCCGUCUCUCUCUCUCUCUCUUCCCCUUGUUAUGCUCAUCUUUUAACCAUUGUGACUCAUAAUUGUCGGUAAUUCUAUUGUAACACGAGAGUUUAAUGGAUGAAGUGUGGGGUUUUCCUGAACUGCACAGAAUCCACAGUUCAACCAUUAACUUGUUUAUUUCUACUUUCCUGAAAUGAAGAGUUCAGACUCCGGCACAGAGAUCUGAUGUCCACACCCCUGCGGAUACUUAAAACUCUGUUUAUGAGUCUGAUUGUGUCCCCCUUUGACCUUCUACCACCUGGUACUCUGCAUACUGGACACAAGCGCUCAACUUUCCUAGACAGCUCGUACUUUGAAGACCUUCACUCAUACAUGACUGUAAAGGCUUUUUUUAGAUGUCUGGUCAUCAUUUCAGAAUAAAAUAAAACUAUUCUUCAGAUUAAAGCUUAGAAGAUGAAGAUAUACUAGUGGAUGGACGCUUUUUAAUUGGCUCUUAAGAUCUCUGGUUCAAGAUUUAAUUGGUUUGCUGAGGGGCUGACAAAAAGGCGACACCGUGCAUUCAUCCUCAUUUGAGUUGAUGUAACUAAAACUGAUAUUAAUGAAGCUGUCACUUCUCUUUUCUUACAGUCUCUUGCACUUUCAGCGUUCUGUUUUCAGCUCUCCUAAUACCGGCACCCACUUUGCCCCAGUAACACAUUUUAAUACCUCAGAGCAUGCCAACGCUAGAUUAUCAGUCUCAGCAGUUGAGAGAGAGGUGGGGAGGUUAGAGGUCCUGGCCGUGUUUUUGCGAGAACAGAGCCAGAUCAACAUUUCUCUGCGUCCACAACCAAGAUGAGGAAAGAUCCCGAGGGCUAAGCAGAAGAGGAACAAGGGGUUAAGGACAGGGGCGAAGGGGACAGGCUUAGCUAUUGGGUACCUACGCUGAUACGUGGAGAGAACUGGAACUGUCCGGCUGAAGCUGAGCGUGGGAGGGGCGGGGGGGGCGGGGGAGGCUGAGAGAGGAGAGGGGAAACAGAGGAAGGGUCAAGAGUAAGAUGACUCCCACACUCAGGAACAUCGAGACAGGUGGCAGAAAGAGAAGAAAGCGGGAGUGCAAUCUCAAGAAAGCCACAAUUGUUGGUGAGUACUGAGCCUAACUGUGCCAGUAAUGAAUGAUGUGAAUGCUAGCCAAACACAAUCGGGCCCCCUUACUGUUAGUAAUAAAGUAGCUGGCUCUAUUUUCAUCGUUGAGGCACAUUUUGAUUGGUCAAUUAGGAUCCCUGUUGUGAGCUGGGGUUAUUCUGAGAGAUGACUAAUAGUUUCUGCCGGGCUAAAAGCUUUAUUUCAGUCUUUCAUCCUUUGUGUUGCUGCACUUUUAACAUUAGUGGUUUUUACGCUCAGUGUGUUUGUGAUUGUCAGUUGGACUUUUUCCAUGAAACUGCUUCAAUGCCUGCGUUUAUUAACUCAAUAACAGGACAAGACUACUUGUUGGAUUGUCUCUUAAUUUUUAUGACCAGUGCAUGGCUGUGAAUUAGUCUCUUUGUUGAGUGGUGUCGAGUGUGUCUGCCUCGCUUACUUAAAUCAGGGAGGAGUCACUUUAGUCACUUUGCCGUUUCAGGCUGAGGGAGUCAAACUCGUGUACGACCUCCACUGAAACCAGAGAGAGCUGACCUUAAACAAGCAUUUAAACUUUAGGCUUACUAAACAAGGAGAGCCAGAGGGGGCUCAAUUGUUUGCUGUUGUAACGCGGCCUGUUUUAGUGUUGCUAAAGGCUCAGUUACUUAUUCAAUCUAUGGAGAGGGUGACUUUCACCGCAAUUUGUCAUCACUCUGUAAACGAUUGCAGACAGCUCACCCAGCCAUGUAACGUGACAAUGUUUCAGUGCAGAGACUGAUAAAUUAUGUGUUAUGGAUUAGUCGGUGAUGAAUUGGUUUGCCAGGAUGUCAUUCGAAACCAAAAAGGGGAAGUUGGGAAUUCGAGGAAGAAAUCGUAGAGGGAGCUGCAGAAAACUGGUAGCUGCUUGAAAUGUUUGCAGGAGUAGGCUGAGGACAACAAUAACAGUUUUGAAAUGCACAUCUCUGCCUCAGACCAAACAGCGCAGACAUCAUGUUCAUACAAGAAAAGGAGAAUCUACGACAAGAAAAAAGCAGCAGCUGUUUCUUUUGUUUAUACAUUUCACCAUAAACUGAUCACUGUUUCUUUGUGGCUCAUUUUUCACCUUGUAAUCCAGAUGAUCAGGUUGUGAUCUGAUGUCCAUAGAUGACUCUGAGUGACUUAUUGCUGUUGGUAGUUUCGUUUGUCUCUGUCCUGAAUAGUUGGAAAGUGCUUAUGACACCAAACCCAUUCAGUGUGUUGAAUAAUGACGACUGUGCCAAUUUUCAUCAGUUUGAAUCUGGCAUGAAAGCAGCUACCGAAAUUACAUCAAAACUCCUAAAGGUCUCACAUGCCGUCAGACUGUGUGCCAAAUCCCCCCAGAAAGCAAUGCACACAAUGGUGUAACUAAGUCAAUACCAAUAAACAAUAAAAAUCGGCCUCCACUGGCAGAUACAAACAUUAUUUUUUAUACAUACAUAUUUUUUAUGUUUUAUAUUCUAUUUUUUAUGGAAGUAAAGUGUAGUCUAUGCACACCAGAGGAUGGAGAGGCUUCGAUUUAUGUGUUAAUAUUCUACUCUAUUCUCUUAACAUACAAAAAGCUAUCUGUAUUGAGCCUUAUCCAUUUCAUGUCAACCAGAGCAUCUUGUGCCUGCAAUAAAACAAAAUAAAGCCUUCAUGUGGUCCAUCUGUCUGCGGUGGGACUCGUGUCACUGAUGCUGCAGUGAGUGUGUUAAGAUCUCACCAGGCAGGAAAGUACCUGUGACUCUAAAUACUGUCCCAAAUAGGUCAUUAUCUGAUGAAAUCUUUGGUCUCCUACCUCAGACAAAGAGGGGUCAUUAAGGGCUGUGAAUAUAGUCAUUUCUGGCAUUAAUUGCUUUAGCUUUGGGUGGUGUGUCAGUUAACUGUACAGUUCUCAAAUCAUCACGAAAGCUAGCGCUGCCAUAGUUAUGGCAAAGCAACAUGGUGAGUGAAAUAGAGAAAUGUUAAGGCAAGGUUAGUGCAACAUAAAUAUCAAAAGACUGUAACUUUCACCGAUAAAAACAAACCUUAAAUGGCGCGCUUAUAUGAUGAGUAGUCUGUCUUGCAUUUCUGUCGCUUUAUUUCCCUUAUUGUAAAUCUGAGCUUUUAUUUUGAAAAGUAAACUACUUCCAGUAAGUGGUUUAUAAGUGUAUAAGUUUAUAAAUAUAUGAAUGCAGAAUUUAUGAGUAAAAACAAAAGGCAGAAAGACACAAGCUGUAAUUUUGCUAUUAGGUCGAAAACAAAUCAUGUAAUUUCAGUUUUUGAAAGUGCCGAGUCAUCCAAGGUGAGUUGCUGUAAGCUAGUUCACAGACAUGCUGAAUGACGUGCGGCAAACCAGCGUUGAGAACAACAGCUAUGAACUCAUAGUAUCUCAGUUUGAUAGUGCUAGCACAAUAUCAUUUUUUUAGUGUUUUAAUAAAGACGUUACGAUCAACGUGCUGUGAACAUGUUUUUCCAAAUUGCAGUUGUGUUCUCCUUUGAAAUAGUGAGAAACAAAAACACUGUUGUUACUCUCUGUUUGUUGUGGUUGAGCUUGUUUUUCCUACAGUUUUUACAGAUAUUUUCAGUAUUUGGCCGAUAUAUUAACCCUUCAUUUUACAGAGGGCCAAUAAAAUUGAUGUAUAAUUGAUGUAUUAAUCCCUCUGAGUUUUAGUUUUUUGCAUCACUUUGUCUCACCUUUUGUCCCGCCUAUGACACUACUCUGAUAGGGAUGGGAGAAAAAAUUGAUACAGCAUAGAAUCGCGAUAUUUUGUCUGGUGAUAUCGUAGCGUCUCAUUUACCAAGUAUCAAUUUUUUUCAAAAUAAUUGUUAAUGUGAAGUCAAAUGUAUGGUAAUGGAAAAAUAAAAUCAACUGUUUGUCCAGCGAGGUUGGCAGUGACAUCAUAGAGAAGGAGAAAGUUAGUACAACAAAUAUAUAUGUGCUACAUGAUAAUAAGACAGCGUAAAUGAGACAAACAGAAAGGAAAGACAAAUGCUAAAUUAGCUUAACAGUUAAAAAAAAAUGUAUAAAUCGCAAUAUAUUGUAUGACAGUACUCACUGUAUUGUAAAAUGUUAAAAAUCACAAUAAUUUCGUAUUGACUCAUAUUGUGGCCCAAGUAUCGUGAUAAUAUCGUAUCGUGGGGCCACUGGUGGUUACUAUCUGAUUGGUUAGACUUCAGUUGUUUAUUGUACAUGAUGUUGAAAUUUUUUGUUAUUUUUACAGUCUACACAUAUUGAUUCCAAAUAUUUGUUAUGGGCCUCAUAAUCAGUGUUGGUAUCAGUGCUGAAAACCAAUAUUGAUUGAACCUCGGAUUGCACACUGCUUUCUGCAGUGAUGGAAUGUGCCAGUUUGUGAAUGAGUAAAUAAGAGCAGCUUUUACUAAUUAAUCUGAUAAAAUUGUAUCAGAGGAUAAAGAAUAAAAUGUUUACUUUAUCGGCCCAAUAUACAUGAUAUCAUGAAAUCAUACAGCAUGAGCUUUAGAGAGGUUGCUGCCCUGGAUGUUUGACUGCAGCUUUGGCUGAGACUUCAGUGAUGGCAGGAGGGUUAUCACUCAUCACUAGCAGGUAAAACCAAGCAAAAAAUUAUUGAUUUAGCUGCAGCCCCUCAUUACUUUUUGACAGAUUGCCCCUGUGCUUGUAAUGGCUUUCAGUUGCUGACUGAAGGAUUACCAAAGUAACUCGCCUCUUGACAACCUGACUGAGUGCUGCAAUGCAGAGCCAUGAAUGUGGAGAGAAAAUGGAAGGAAUGAGAGGAUUUAUGGAAAUGUGCGCGAGGAGCUUUUGAAGAUGGUGUUGAGAACGACAUGCUCUUUGCAGUCAUGCGCGCGGUUGUUGUCAUUCUUGAGCAACCCCCCUCCUGCCCGUGGAGGCUGACUGAUCUCAACACUGCACAGAGUGUACAGUAUGUGUGUAUGUGUGUGUUUUGGUUUUGGAGACAGCGCCUCCCUGCUGUGAAGCACAGAGUUGGAGGCAGCAGGUGCAGCUGACGCAGACAGGCUUUUAGCGGGCAGGGACCAGUUGAGGGACAGAAAAGGAGAGAAUGAGUGAGAGACUACAGAGAGGAAACCACAGGAACUCAGACAAACACAGAGUCGGACCGCUGAACUGUACUGGACAAAUGAGUUUAUCGCUCCUUUUCUGGUGCUGGAACAGUAUGUGAGUACAGACAGAACAGAACCUGAGCUUAUUUUCUAUGCUGUACGUGAGUAUUGAGUGUUUUUCUUUAUGAUAACAGUGCUAAGAUAGUGUGGAGGUUAAGUAAGAAGCUGUACGACUGGAUUGUGACAGACAGGUGUUUUGUGAUUUAACCAAAUCUCUGGAAAAAGUGUAUUAAAAACUCUAAGGAUGGCAUCAUUUAAGAGCCAAGAUUAUCAUAGUUUUGAGAGAAAAAAAACUCCAGAAAUCUUCAACUCACUUUUUUCCCUCUUGCUUCUGGGACUGGGUUUCGUCUUGUCCUGCUUCUUGUAGCAUUAUCAGUGAGUGUCAAGUAACUGCUGACGAGUACAUGGUCAGCAGUAAGCCUGCAUUGACUCCGCUCUGUGCGCUUCAUUGUGACGGCAUGAGCUCCCAUCUCUGCCUGUUGAGACCGAGCGGCAUAAAAGGCAGACUGUUCAGCACGUCUUUUCAAAAGGGACAAUUGUGGCAGAGAAAGUGACGGGCGGAUCGGAGCCAAAUACAGUGUUGAGACGGUGUGCUGCCAAGAAAAAUGGCCAAACUCUACCAGCUGGUUUGCAACAGGCAUCUUAGGUGGUCGUCAAACUGAAAGAUUGUUAUUGAAGUUUGUCACACUGUGGUUUUCAGAUUUCAAACAUGAAUCAGUGUUGAGUUAGAAAAUGAGCAGCUCGUAUUGAUCUUUCUAAAGCCUGCUUCAUACUGAUGUCCAGGGGAAUGCUGCUGCUCCGAAUGCCCUUGAUCAGUGCAUGCUUUUCUCCGGCUGUAAACCACAUCCACGCACAGCCUCUCCUCCCUCUUGUCGGUUUUCCUUCUCUGCCGUCAUUGGCUGCCUCCUCUCCAUCUGUCCAUCCUCUCCGCACGCAGACAGCCAGUAAGCGGUGCACCUCAGCCCUUCUGACGUUCGUUAUUGGCCGGCGUGUGAUGUGAAUGCGGAUACUCUCCUUUAAGAGGCAGUCUAGACUCUCUCUCUUUCUCUCUCUCUCUCUUCCUCUCUUUCUUUCUCUCUCUCCUGCAACACCACCACAACCUGCUGAUUUCUCACUCAGCUUCUCUCGCUCCCUCUUUUCUUUUCACUCCUCCUCUCCUCCUGUCGUCAGCUCUUCUUUCAUAUUUUCCCCCAUCAAUCACAUGCCCACCGCCGUCUCUUUGCCACACUGAAUUAUCACCCUACCGUUUGUGAUCCUCCUCAUUUUGUCUUUGACUUUCAUUCAUCUCCACCACUCUCUCACCUUCCACUGAUGUGAGGAGAUACGAAGGUGAGUGGAGUUGAUUUCCAAAGCCUUUUUGUCUCGGCUGUUAUCCUCUGAACCAUAUCUGUCUGCUUUUUUAACUUUAAGAACCCCUCUCCUAGCUGUGAGCAUCCUGUGUCCUUGGAGGACUGCAGCUGCGUAUGCUUCAGGUGUAACAAUUAGUCGGCACGUGUAGGAUGCUGCCAUGAGUCAUCAUCUGACGCUGCAUGUAUAUUCUUCCCGCGUGUCCCUGGAGAAGGAGGGCUAGUUAAAGAGAAGAGAGGAGGGGGGGAGUGGAGUUGAAUGAGUGCGUGGAUUGUGCAGCCGCGUGUCAAUGCAGACUGUAGCUCGUGACACAGUGUUUCGCACCAGCUGUGGCUGUGCUGCAGUGGCAUCUCUGGCAGAUUAAUGAGCACUGUGGAGCAGCGAACAGUUCGAGAAGUGAUCACUGUAAGUAGUUUAAACACCGCUUUCUCCUCACAGUCACGGCACACAACAUGUGCUUCCAGAGGUCAGUGCUGUAGCAGGUAAAACAGCGCUCGGGCUGUGAUGGAGCUGUAUAGUUAAAAUCGUCAUCUGCUAAUUCUCAAAACAGGUUCAUAUUCAGCACACGGGAGCAACACUUUGUCCUAUUAGUCUUGAAUUUGUCCUCUAGACAUCAGCUCCAGACAGGAUACAGUUCCAGACCUAAUUCAGUCCUAUCUCCCCUGUUGUGGGGCUCCUUUUUGUGUCAUCGUCCUCAUUAUAUGAACUGUUUGCCACCUGACACCCACAGGAAGACAUUGUCUGCCAGAAAUAAUCCUCAAGAGCACGUCGCCUCAGACUUUGUCUGAUUUUUCCUCCUUCAAGUGUGAAGGUGGCUGCAGUGGUUCAUUUUAAGCUCUGUAUUAGAUGCUGAAUGGUAAAUGGGUUUCAUUUAUUCUCUGCUUUUUUUUUUGCCUCAGCUGAAACAAGGCUCUAAAAACUGACCUCAAUGCUGCCUUGUCAAGUGCUGACCUGCCUACUGGGAGCAAUUUAGGGGUCAAUGCUUUUGACAUGAAGACUGGAGGAGCAAGAGAUCAUGUUUCCAACGACCAAUCAACAUCCUGAGAAUAAAAUUCAAAAGCAUCAAGGAAAAAGCAAAAUAAGAGAAGAUCAGAAGACAGAAAAAGAGAUAUUUAAGAUUGGAAAGAUGCUGAAAGUGAAUAUUUAUUUCUUGUAAAUUGUAAGUAGAUAUAUCGAGCCUUUGUCUGCCAUCUUUGAGGCCCCAGGAGAUAGGUUGUUCAAAGUGGUUACAGUUUAUAAAACCAGUUCAAAUUGGCAUCAAUUCAACAACCACAAAUUGAAAUUCUCAAAAUCCUUCAGCAGAAUAGUUCACGCUCAGACACUGCUCCUCAGUCCAAAGUCAAAGCCGUGCUUUCUUCCUGGUGUUAUGAAAUAUAAUGAGAGUGAACAACAGCAAUCACUUGGACAGCGCCCACAUCCUUGGUGGUCUCAUCUUCAGCACCUUGGACAGCGGUCGGGAUAAACACGGUCCAGAAUAUCACCUAAUAUCGAAAAAUGAAGGAUGUUCAAAAACAUAAAUUAGCCGACCUUCUGAAACGUCAACAGCAAGGCUGAAUUUGGUUGUGUUUGGUCUUGUUGUGAUCUAGCAGCCAAAGGAUUCAUUAUCAGUCUUUUAAUCUUUUAGUAGCUGAUACACCAAAGAAGCAUUUUAGUGAUGAUAACAUUUGACAGAAAUCAUUAACAGAGUUUGUCUCCAUUCAACUGAGUAUCAUUCCAAACAUGUCCUUGAAAAUGUUGAGCAAACACUCUUACUACAGGUUUCCAAAUUGAAUUCAGAGUCAGGUCUCCUGUGUGUGUUUCCCCAUUGCAGUGAUCAGUGAAACAGCAACAUAAUCAUGCAGCGCAUUCUUACCCUCGUAGCAAAAGCAAUUAUGAUCACCGACUUUGCUGUUGAGUCUCCAUUAUGACUCUGCUGCCUCUGCUUGUUUGCUUAUUAAAUGGUACUUUUAUGUGGCGAACUCGUUGAAGGUAAAUUAGACAGCAUUCUGGUCACGGACAUCAUUGCCGUUGGUUCGGACAAACGGAGAGGAAGAAAAACUGACAACCUUCACUCAUGUUGCAUAACAUGUUACGCAACUACGUUUUUUUUUUUUUUCUGUUAACUUGUGAAGAUUUGAUCGAGUCUUUUUGCCUUUUCAAAGUUUCAAGGUCCCAGUGACUCACUCGAUUGAGUCCCGUUCCCUGAGAUGGCGAGGAUUCCUCUUAUACCGCCAGCCUAUUUGUUAGGAAUCCAUUUCAUGUGAGCUUCGUUACGCAUUCAUUGCACGGGCAUAAAUCUGAAACUCAAUCUUUGGCACAGGCUGUAUUCUCUGAGUGGUUACUGUAUGUACGGAUCAAUUUAUGUAGCGAGUCGUGGCAGGGUUGUUGACUUAUUAUUCAAGGUCACAGGGUUAUAUGCCUCUUCUUCUGUGGGAAUGUUUAAACAUGCUCAGGCUGUGUUUUCUACGGGAAAACUGCUAAACAUGAGGAGAUGAUCUUACAGCUGACAAACCAGAUACUGAAAGCAGCACUCCUGGGAUUGGGAGUUACAAAGCACCAACCUUUAUCUGACACUGUCCCACAUUUUAGGGUCCAUUUUGGGUCAAGUCCAUUUGUUGGAGCUCAAGUACGUCCUUUGUUUCUGCAGGCACUACAUCGUGAUGCUCAGUCGUGUGUGAAUGAAGCAGACAUAGUUUGUUGAAUUUUGUGUCCUCGCUUCUUUAAAAGCAGUAGGAUAAUUAAAAAGUUUCCUGAUAUUUCCAAACACAUUCCUCUGUAAUGGUAAUGAAAAGUUCUGCUGCUGGCCCUCGGGUCACUGAAGUUUCCCUGCAGUGAGUUGCUCCCUGGAUGCCCUCUGCUACUUAAUACUGAGAGAGUGUCUCAUGUGGAGAAUGAAUAUUCCCACAGGCAUUAAGCAAAGUUUAGCUUAUUAUCCGUACCAUCUUAUUAUUCUAAAUCUGGAGGUUUUAGAGAUGCUUAAACUAAAAGCAGAACCAUUUAAAAGAGACAUUAAUUUCCUCUGGACAGAGAAAACCAUCAAACCCAAAGUUUCACAGAUUAUUAGACUUAAGGUUCUCUUACAUAUGAGUGUCUAAUUGGCCUCUGGGCCCUCAUGCAGUUAUUCCGGGUAUUACUUCAUUAACUGACUGUAUCCUGUAACCAUGACUAAAGCUAUUAAAGCUAAAGCACAUCAUAUUUCAACAUUCCCCUCAGAUGAGAAGAGUUUUUUAUGUUUUGGAGUCAAAGGAGAGCACUUUGAAUCCCCUCUGUAGCGCAGCAGUCAGUAAGAGUACUACACACGUCACCGCCUGACUCUGGUACUGUGAAAGUUCCAACCGGGGGAGAAAAUAGUUUUUAUGUGCACAACUGGGAGCGCUGGUAUGUGAGCUGGUGUUUCAUGUGCCACAGUCCGAUGAGUUUUCAAACGGUCAAAGCGUCAGCUGCAGCUGUCAUCAUGAGUUUCCACGUGCAGAAAGUUGUAGACCUGAUUGGAAAAGACCUUUUACUUGUGUACACCACAGACUCUAUAAAACCAGGAUGCAGUCUCAGUGACAUUGCUUGUUGCUUUUUGAUGAGGUGUUUUAAAGCCUAACAAAUGCUGUCAGCCUUAAACAAUGUUGGCUCAACUGUCAGUCAUCCUGAACACAGGCAAACAGCUGAAACACGUCCAUCGUGCUCCUGAUUAUGCAGAUUUAUACCAUGUGCUACAAGCAUGAUGGAUGCUUUAUCAAAAAAGACAAAAAUCAAACUGCAGCUUUUAGCGCUUAUGCAUCAUCCUCAUUUCUCAAGACAUGAAGUCAUCCCCUGAACUCAUUGGGCUUUUAGCAUAGACUGUGUAUAGAAUGGACGCUGUCUGCCUCCUGAAGCCAAUGUGAGAACAGCACCCUCUGGUGAUGGGCUGCAGUAUAGGUCAUAAAUCCUUAACCAACGAGCAAUCCCUAUGGAGCUGUGGACAAACUUUAAAAAUAUAUUACACAGAACAUACAUUUUUUUCCCCCCUGCUUGCGAUGUUGAUAUAUAGUUACUGUAAGACUGGUUUGUGCUCAAGUCCUCUUUUUUCUGUACAGCUCUGUUUUUAAAAGUUAUAAAGGGGUUUUCUAUGAUUGACACUUGAAACAGCCUAUGGGCGUACAAGGAUUGCGUAGCUCGACUGGGGGAUACGCUGUUUGAACCAAGCGACAUCACAGCGACUCUUGGAGACUCUCCCGCUGAAUGCGUAUGACGCUACUGCAUCAGUGGUGGAGUGCGUACAACGCUACUGUGCAAUGUUGGUUUCAGGAAGUGGAGAAAAACCCGUAAAUACGGAGAACUUUUUGGCUUCAAAUCCGUAUGCUGGCGGAAGGCGGAACCAAGUUGUCCAUAGUAUAUACAGUCUAUGAUCUUUAAGAGACAACCUCUUGUGGGCACUUGAGGAGCUGCAGUUGUAGCCCCGCCCACAGUGGCUUCUCUUUUCAGCAGGUUAAUUUGCAUGCCCCCCCAUCUUUCCCAUGCUCAAGCACAGUUAGAGAUUUUAAAGUAGUUUAAAGAUGGACUACAGUGUUUACUACGGCGACUUGUUUGAGUGCAGCACAGACCGUCUCCUGUCAUGAUAGUGAGUCUGUUUCUGCACACUGGAGGUCCAUGUUUAACUUUGUGGUCCUCCUGUGGCGGAGGGAUUCCCCACCUUAAACAUUUGUGCAGCUCCUAGAGUGAGGCCUCCUCCUGUCAACACACUGACUGUUUAACCUGUUAUUUAAACAGCACUUCUCAAAGGUGCUUUAGAGGGUUUUGAAGAGCACAUUUGAUCCUAAUUCACAUGGUAACCUUUAAGUUUACUUCCUGAAUACAUAAAGACUGAAUGUGUCUCUUUAAUGAAUCUGACUUUUGUAGCACUUAAGGAAUCCAAUCGUGGCUUUAACUGGUAUAUUAAGUCAUGAAUAAUUGACUCUGUUGACUUUUAGCAGCACCACUUUUCCUGAUGGACAUGAGCUGAUAGUCGACACACUGAAGUCACAAACCCUGGAGUCUCUGUCUGAAAAUUUAAGUCCAGAGGCACUGAUCCUCCGCUCUGAUCCUUCACGCUGAUCUGUCUCGGCUGAGAAGAGAAUGUGCCUUCAGGGAUCAGUAAAAUAUCACAUACAUUUUAGACAGUCUCUGUCAGAUUUUGCACUCGCUGAGCUUUCUUUCAUUGGAAAAAAAAAAAAGGAAAUGUUUUUUAACUCUGAGCGAAAAAUACCUUUUACUGUCUGCUGACUCAUGGAGGUCCUGGAGGGGACCUGAUCAAGAGACAAGUUAUUAUCAUCCUUGUAAAGUGUGUGUUGUGGUUCAACAAAGGACAAAGGAUAGCUGUUUGUGACCUCAACUGUUCCAGAUGUUGGUCGGGGGGGGGGAGAUAAGUUGCCGCAGGCUAUUUAGAAAGGAGCUGCCUGCCCCCACGCGAUGUGGAGCUCACAGUCCGUUCCUGCCCAGAGAAUGGCCCCAAAGCUGUUUUGAUUUAAUGCUCCCCAUUAACAAUUGGCUUAACCAUAGAGGGGAAAAGUGCUGCCAUUAACUGGGACGACAUGACUUUGAUGAUGAGGCACAGACAAAAGACGAAGAGGAAAAAGAGCCCUGAUUAAGUCAUUUGUGGUGGAGAGGUUUCUCAGGGACCACCAGAGGCUGCAGUGUUGGUGGCCUCAACAUCAUUAUCAUCAUUGUUGUUGGGAUGUAAAAAUGACUUCUUUACAUACAGUCAGGAAACAUGGCAUCUGUGCUUACAGGCUGUUUUGUUGGGUUAAGUCAUUGUACUGAAUUAUAAUUUUUAAAAAAAAGUGAACCAAGGCUGCACGAUAUUGGAAAAAACUAACAUUGCGAUUUUUUUCAACCCUGCGAUAUAUAUUGCGAUAUUAAAAAAUACAGGAAUUUUCACCAGAUGACCUGAAUAGUACUUGAUGCAAUGCUGCACUGCUGAAAUCUUGAGGGCAGUUAACCUGCUCUGAUCUUACCUCUUUUUGUGAAUGUUAGUAGAAUGGCUUCUGUCUGUCUCAGAGAUAUUUUUAGCUUUUAUUGUGCUGGGACGUUAUUGUGGCAACAGAUGAACACAGAACACGUGUUUUGGUCGACAUCAUCCAUCUUGUAACCGAAAUAAUUCCAGAUAACUGACUUUCCUUUUCUUUUUGCCAACAAGUCUUCAUCUUCUGUGGUUUUCUCUGUUUGUUGCUCAGUUUGCGAUUGUUGUUGUUGUUGAUAACGGGGUUGAGCUGAGAAACGCAUGUCCUCCGAGAAUUGCAUGCACCUCACAAAACGCGCACUGCUUGUAGUAGAGUGGUCCACGGAAAUGUACAAUUUAAAACCCAUACAGUUCUUAUUUGUGGGGCUAAACAGUGAUGAAGAAUGUUCCGAAAGUAAUUCUCAGCGGACACGCGUUUCUCGGCUCAACUCCGGUAGCGCCAGCGAUUCACUCCAUGUGCAGAACAUGUGCAGGGGUGGGUUUCCUCUUCUCUGAUUUUGAUUGACAGCUGGCAGGGUAGUCUGGUUGGCAACUGAGUAGCACAUGCAGAGUCACAUGCAGUGUAUCUCAGUCAGUUACCCUUGAAAUUAGAUGAGUUCAUUCACCUCCGACAUCGCAGGCUCUGCGAUGUGACUAUCGCACACAUGUACAUUGUGAUGACGAUGCUCAAACGUGCAGGCCUAAAGGGAACUCUUAAUUUCUUUUAAAGGUUUAGGACGCAUCUUCAUGAAGCCAAAGUCAGUUCAGUUUUAAUUGGUGUACAAAAUCUGCAGGCUUGUUCCCAUGAGGGCCGUAGAAACCUUCAUAGAUGUGGUCGCCGUGAAGUAAGUUGCGUGUUUGGAUCUCUGUUAAAGAAACAUGAUUCAAACUUUUAUGCAGAUUUUUAGGACCCACUAAAUGACACAGAAGACCUCUGAGAGGUUUUAUGCUUCCAGCUGUAGAAGUUAGUUACCUGGGCCCCAAAAGUGCAGUUUUUCCCUCUCCCACAUCACUGCUGAUGUUCUUGCUGCAUUGCAGUCUUAACAUAAAUCCUUUCAGUUUUUUUUUAUUUUGUACUGCAGCGAAUUGUGUCUGAACUUGUUCCUUUGUUACAAAACUUGUGUGUACCUUUGACUGUCACCCGGUGAGUGCAGUGGUUGCAGUCAUGCUGAGACCGAAAGAGCAAAGAUUAGGAGGAUAAUGUCAUUUGUCACGCAACCCACAUCCACCACCAGGCCGUCUACGAAAGUGACUCUUGGUUAACAUUUCAGGCUUAAUCGCACGCACUCCAGAAAAGUGCUGCGAUAUCACGAUGCCAAACAUCUGAUAUCCUUGAUGGUUCAGCCUAUCACCAGCUUUCCCUGUCAGUCAUCAGUGCCAGUGUUUGAGGUAAUCUGCUGACAUGAAAACAGUCGAUUUUACAGCCAAAGGAGGAGCGGUAAAACAAGAGCAGGUUUGGCAGAGGAGUCUGCCGCCCUGCUGUGUGAGGAUAAGGUGUUAAUAGUCCACUCUGGCGUUGGAAGCAUCGCUCAAAUCUCACUCUGGACACCGUGAGCUUUUUAUAGCCUCUCUGCUGACAGCAGGCCCUUCGGAUCCGCCUGAUUUGAUUUCUUUGAAGUGCAGGCUGUGAUUUCCUAUUGUGGCUAUCAGAAAUGUCCCCAGCUUUCCCCCCCAGCGGUGUGUGCGCUGGAGUGUCUCUCCUAUUUCAAUCCAAACCAAACCUGCACAGUCAUCAUUUAAUCCCAAACCUCUUCUUUUUCAUGUCUUUAAUUCUCCUCCUCCUCCUCCCCCCUUUGGCCCCUCCUCUCCUUUUGUUUUAGCUUUUCUAAGGAAGUCACAUGGAGGUGUUGUCAGAUCCUUGCUGCCGUUGAAGAUGAGCGAUCAUGGCUUAUGACACUAAUCUGUCUGUGUCUCCUCUCUCUUGUUUUUUCUGCAGGUGAAGGAAGGUGCAGACAGGCUGUCUCACACUAAACUAUGGAAUGCUCCCUGCACCCACCAUCAUUAGUCUCCAAUCUCUGGACUGAGCUCCAAACGCUUAGUUAGCGGCUGUGCUUCUCCCCUCGAACUCUUUAUAACCAGGGGAAGAAGAAAAGGAGCGGGCUUUGAUAAGUCCUCCACAAAAAAGCGCACAGAGCACCUCUGUUAUUUGAUUAGAUCUUUAAGCCUCACCGUAUUUCUCCGCUUGGAUUUUCCUGUGCUGAAAUCCCAUCAAGAUGGAUCUGGAACCGUAUCUGUGGAUGGUGAUCACUGGCUUCAUCAUCGCCUUCAUACUGGCCUUCUCAGUGGGAGCCAAUGAUGUGGCCAACUCCUUUGGCACAGCGGUGGGGUCCGGAGUGGUCACGCUGAGGCAGGCCUGCAUCCUGGCAUCCAUCUUUGAGACCCUGGGCUCCAUGCUGCUGGGGGCCAAAGUGGGAGAGACGAUUCGGAAGGGCAUCAUAGACGUCAGCCUGUACAACGAAACGGUGCCCGUGCUCAUGGCGGGAGAGGUCAGCGCCAUGGUCGGUAAGUCGAAGUGAAUUUGACAUCUAGUUUAUUAACCUGCAGCUGAUGCUUUGUGUGUUCAGUGUGUUCAAUAGUCACAUGACUGUGUGUUCAGUCAUGUAGAUGUCCCUCCUCUGCUGCUUUGCUUAUUCAAAUCACUGGAAGGGUAAACCUCAUAUCGUUUUCAGACUGUUCUGAAAAAUGUAUCUUCACAGGAGGACUCCUGCUGUGUAUCAAACCUAGACGCAGACCUCAUAAACAGACUCGCAGAGCCCUGCAAUGCCGUAACCAGAGUUCAUAAUGCAGCAGCCGCUCUCUGUUUGUCCAAACUGUUCCAAAGAAGAGAGGCAGCGCUCAUCGCCUCUUCAAAUGUUUGAACUCUGAGGUUUUCCUGGAGGGGAAGUCUUCAGCCACAUUUCCCCCAAUGUGUGUUUGUGGCUCCACAUAGGAAACUAAGCUGCUCCGGCUCAUAAGCCCUACAGUGUUUAUUUAUUUUUUCAAGUUUAUUGCAGAACGUUGACCAUCAAUUUUCUAAUAUAAUAAUAUUUGGGAGAUGGUAUAAAAAGUUUCAAAACUCUGAUGAAUCAAAAAUGAAACUCAUUUUCUGUGAGACACAAGCAUGAGCUGUUGAGUAACAAUAGCAGCUUUACACAUCCAUGUAACAUUACCUCAGUGAAUAAACAGCUGAGGACUGAAAACAAUGGAGUUCCCGUCCAGACAAUCCUCUCUUUUAUCAUGCGCUGACUGCGAGGAAGCUCUGAUAAAUAAGGCCAUAUUAUGAACAGGGGAUUCCCAUGUGGGUGAAAACUCAGGUGUGGCCGACUAGUUUUCAUAAUCUUGAACAGGAAGCAGCUUUCACUGGCAUAUUGUUUACGCAGGAUUUCAUGGGUUGUUUGGAUAAAAGAGGGAAAGACUUUUAUUUUGUCUCACAGUUUGUUCUUUUCUCUGGAGUUCUUGCUUUGACCAAGUCUUCCUCAGUACUUUUUAUUUAAUCAGUGGAGUAUUGUGAGAUAUUUGAAUGAAAGUGUUCAGGUUUUUGUGAAACUGUGAUGGUUAAGGCUUCUGUGAAGGCUUUUUUGACAUUCAUAUAACAGACUGACAUUCAGGUUGAAGACUUUUCAUGAUACCCAAAAGCAAACAAGGCCAUCAGUACGACGGAGUAUUAGAGCCACAUUGAGAAAAAAAAAAUUAAGACUUUGAGAUUAAAGUCAUUACUAAGGAGAAUAAAGUUGUAAUAAAAUCAUUAUGGUACUUAUGAUAAUGCGGUGCUGAUGUGCCAAAACAUUAAGUGUCUCCUUGUUUGAGAAACUUAUAUUGAAGUACAUUUUCACAAAAUGCUUCAAGGCUCUCAUUACAACAGCUGUCAUCUUAAACAACAGUUUUGAAUAUAAGGACUUUAUUUUGACUUUAUACCUGUAAGUAAUUACUUUAUUAAAACUUAAUUCUUGUUAGUAAUGAUUUUAAUACGACUUUAUUCCUGUAAGUAAUUACUUUAUGACCUUUUAAUCCUGAAAUUUUGACUUUAUUCACGUAACUGUUUUUUUUUAUCUCGAAAUUUCGAAUUUUUUUCAUUUCAACUUUUUAAAAUUUUUACUUUAAUCUCAAAAUGGAAAUUUCAAAAAUCUCCCCCCUGUGAUUAUUUUUUUUCUCUUCUUGUUGCCCUCGUCCUCUUUUGUAUAUCAUAAUUUUUAAGGCCUCAAACUGUUUCAAGAGGGUCGGAGUCAGUCAAGCAGCUGAAGAAACACUUUUGUUUUUCAAACCAAGCGAAGGCUGCUUUGUCCACAGGGGGACGCCAAAAUUGACACAAACUGAACGGAGCUUUAAGAAAAAAAGUGUCUAAACUUCUCAGAUUUAAAGGAACUUGAAAAAAACGUAUUUCUGAUAUUUUUUUACAGCCUUUACUGUCAUUUAAAAUUUUGCGCAGUCUAAUCUUUUUAAAAACUGAACUAUGAAGCGAAACAAACAACAGCAGAGUUUUAUCAAAUGAGUACAAAUGCGGCUUUUUCCUCCCUGCUCCCAGCCUGUUCUUCUCCAUCUUUCAGAGCUACAUUUAUGGAGAAUGGUUGCAAAUUAAAUGAGAAAAAUGUCCUGACUUGUGUGUCUGUUUUGCCUCCAGGAUCAGCAGUCUGGCAGCUAAUCGCCUCCUUCCUCAAACUGCCGGUCUCUGGGACUCACUGCAUUGUUGGCGCCACCAUCGGCUUCUCCAUGGUGGCCAUCGGCACCAAGGGCGUCCAGUGGAUGCAACUUGUCAAGAUCGGUAUGGGCUGGUGGCUGUAUGAGCCGCGUGUCUGUGUUCCUGCGCUUACAUAAGAUCCACUGCAUGCAUAUGAGUGGUGUACGCAUAAAUAGUCACGUAAAUCCUGCUGAAUACUAACUGUAAAUCAGCUCUCUGGGGUUUUCUGGUGCAGCUAAAAGGGAGUUUGACUUCAGAAGGGUUCUCAGACUUUGUGGUCAGCAAGUCCAGCUCCCUCAGCCAUUUCACACAGUGAGCAAUGUGCUUCAGAAGUGGCAGAAUAACCGAUUUCUGCAGUAUCAGGAGCCUCAGUAGAGCUGCAGGAUAAAGACAAACUGAAACACUCUUCUGCUUUAUCUCAGGAGUGACUGUGACAUUUAUUAACCGGCAGCUUUGUUAUCAGAGUCUGUACAUGCUCCUUAAAAUUUCAUAGCUUCUCUUGGAUGUGAGGGGAUUACUAAAUAAGGUCAAUAAGAAACAGAUGAUGACUCACGGAGGAAGGAUGAUUUCUUAUUAAUGGGUGAUUUCACUUUUUAGCCAGAGUAUACAUUUUUUUCCUGAUGAUGUUCUCCUCUCCCUUUCCAGUGGCAUCAUGGUUCAUCUCGCCUUUGCUCUCUGGACUCAUGUCUGGACUCCUCUUCAUGCUCAUCAGACACUUUAUCCUCAGCAAGGUGGGCACACAGUUACCCCUAAACCCCCAAGGUUGUCAUCUGUGGAGUCAGCUGUAAACUUUCUGAUUGUUGCAGUUUGGUUUUUGUGUCAGAGUGACACCGCCAGCGUGCCGAGUGAUGUGUUGAUCCACGUGUUGAAAUAACUCGUACACUGAGUUACACGUGUACGCACAAAACUUGUCCAAAGAACUUCAGCACAGAUAAAAUCCAUUUGAUUUGGCAACAUUCACGGAUCUGCUAUUAUGUAAGAGGCAAUCUCUGGCAGACCAGGAGAAGGAAAGUGUUGUAGAUCAUCAUAAGGUCACAACUGCAGGAUUAUGUGUGUGUGAGUCAUAGGAUGAUGAUUUGUCAUCUGGACUGGAGAAACUGUGCAGCUGGGUCAAAGUGAGGAUGGGUUUAGCGCCCUCUCUGCAGACUCUUUGCAUCUCAUUAGUCUGAAUAUGUGAUUUUAUUAUCUAUGGUUUGCAGAAACGUCAAGAUGCUGGAUUCACUCUCAGAUGUGAAGGUUUUACAACAUACAAAACAUCAUCAAACUGCCCAUAAACCGGAGUCAAUUGCUUCAUAUCAAGUUUGACUUCGUGAUGUGCUUUUUAUUAUCCCCACACCCACAUUUUAUGAGGUGUCAUCACGACAAAAAAACACAAGGAAUCAGAGUGCAAAGUUUUCCACAAAUAACCUUGUUUACAUUUGAGAGCUGCUGAUCCGUUUGCUAACACGAGCUGUGACUGUGAUGACACUUUGAAGACGGGAGCUUUCUUCACCAGAGUGUUGUUUAGCUCGUGGGAAGUUCACAUCCCCUCAGGAUCUUUGUGAUAUGAUGGCAGCUGCUGAUGAUGCGAGGCGGGUCAUCUUGAAUAAAAACUAAACAGGACUGAUUAAUGGAAAAGUUUGAUGUUUUUAUUUCAUUAUUGCGUCACACAGCUGUUUUUUUUUUUUGCAUUUAUGUCCUCUAUUCUGCUUUGGAUAGGUCACUUUUAUUCCAUUUUUCUAUCACAGUAUUGCACAAAGAAGACUAGCGUCAUCCUCACACCAACUCUGACUUAUUAUUGAUUCAUCUUUUCAUUAUUUGGAGUCGUGAAAAAAUGAAACUUGUCCUUACUUGUUUCAAAGGUCCAUGUUGAUUUUAAAAUGUCUCGUUUAACCGAUUCAUCAGAAGUUCAGUUCACUGUCAUGUAAGACGUAAAAAUGCGGUGUGCACGUCUCAGAAGCUCAAACAGUCAGCAGCAAAAUCACUGAAACUGUGAAAAUAGGGUGAGCCAUUUCUGCCACUAAUUAUGAGAGUUGCUGAUAAUAGUUUUUAUUAUUCAUGUACAGAACCAUAAUUAUGUAUUUUAGCAAAGCAUAAGAGAAAAUCCCAGAUCGUUAAAACUCGACACAGCUUAGUAUCCUGAUAUCUUGUCUGGUGAUAUAUAGUAUUGUCUCAUUGACCAAAUAUAGAUGUUUUUCAAAUUAAUUGGUAAUGUGAAGUCAAAUCUAUGAUGAUAAAAAAACAAAACUGUUUGUCCAGUGAGAUUGGCAGAGGUCACAUGAUAGAGCAGGAGAAAGUUAGUGCAAUAAAUAUAACAACACCUGGGGAAAAACAUUAGAAAUUCAAGCAGGGCACAAAUGAGAUGGACCUGACAUACGAGGUUUGCAAGAUGUGCUAGAUAAAAGUAAAAUACUGUGUAAAUAAGACAAACAUAAAGGAAAGACAAAUGCUAAGUUAGUUAAACAGUUGAAAAAACGGUAUAAAUUGCAAUAUAUGGUAUUGCAAUACUCAAUAUCAAGUAUCAAGUAUCGUGAUAAUAUCAUAUCGGUCACUAGUGAUUUCCACCCCUACUGAUUCUGUUUUUUUUUUUUGUUUUUGUUUUUUUUUUUUCAAAGCAAUGAUUCAUGAUUUCUUUUUUUACUAUCACUCAGUAAAUUCUCCUCUCCACAUCUCUAUAGAAUUAAACCUAAACCCCCCCUUUGAUUGUUUGAUGUAGUAACAGAGACAAUAAGAGAAAACCCUAAUGAAUGUCUCCUCUCCACAGGAGGACUCUGUCCCCAACGGCCUACGAGCGCUGCCCCUCUUCUACGCCUCCACCAUCGGGAUCAACACUUUCUCCAUCUUGUACACUGGAGCCCCAUGUGAGUGCUGCAGGACACUUUUGUAUUCUGAUGAAGAUUAAGUCUGACACUGACGUACGAUCAAAUUAUCAUCCCGGUCCUAACUGGUGCCGCCGGUGUCACUGGCGUGUUCAAAAUUCCUUUUGGAGGUGUGAUGGGAGUAUAAGUCGAAAUUAAUACUCUGAAACAGACUGUGAGAUGCUUUUUCUUACACCUCAGUGUGUGUGUGUGUGUGUGUGUGUGUGUGUGUGUGUGUGUGUGCGUGCACGUGUGUGUGUGUGUGUGUUCUUGAAUUGCAGUGCUCGGGUUAGAGAUGCUGCCCAUAUGGGCCAUCUUCCUCAUCACUUUAGCGGAGUCGCUGGUCUGCGCGGCUCUGGUUUGGAUAUUCGUUUGUCCCUGGAUGAGGAGGAAAAUAGCAAGUAGGUAUCUGUGUGUGUGUGCGUUUUUGUACUUCUGUUUGUGUGUCCACUCUUUCUCACGCCAUGUGAAACCCCAGCCCUCUAACCCGGGUCUAGUAACAGAGCUGGAGCUUCUGCGUGCUCACUCUGUGCCAUGACACCAAGCAAAGGAUGCCAGGGGAUGUGCUGGCCUCUGCCAGCACCGCUGAGGCCACUAAAACAACUCUGUGAACUCUGUGUAGUACUCCACGGCCCGCAGUGGAGGAGGCUUUCAGAUCAACAUUCAGGAUAGUUUCCUUAAUGGGAAAAUCAGCCUGCAGCAGAGCAGACCUGUUUUAAAACACGUGGUAGAAAACAAUGGAAAGAUUGGUCAGUGGAAUAGUUGAGAGUGCAUAAAGCAGCUAGUCUGUUAAAUUUGACUAAAUGUCAUCCAGAGUGAGCUGCAGUUCUUAAACUCUAGUCCCACAAAUCUGAUAAACAUGAGACGGUAAGAUCAGGAUGAAGGUAAACGAAGCGUUAAUGUCCACGCUCAAGCUUAAAAUAGACGCUUUCCUGAAAUUUUCCUCCAUCAACAACGACACACAGCUGAAACUGAUCCAACCUGUUGCUUAACAUGUCAAGACCCCCGCAUGCCUUCGAGGAUUAGAGGUGAUGUUAUCGACCCUAAUCUGGAAACAGCUGCAUCUGUCACAGUGAAGCAGGGGACACAAACUGAGUUUGUGUGUUUGUACUCAGGCCUGUUUUGAGGAGUACGGGGCAGCGAGUCUAUCAGCGCCGGGAUUAGUUUGGAUCAGCUGAUGGCUGUACUUGUGUUGGUGGAAUGUUGCUGCAUAGCUUUCACUUUUAGGACUCCAGGGAAAGUUUUCCUGACUUUCUCUUAAGAGUUAUCGUUGAGAUUAGAGUAACUUUACAGCGUCAUUACAAACAUUAUAUGUAUUAGAAGAAAUGACAAAAGUUAUCCUUGUGCUUUCUUAGAACAGUGGUUCUCAACUGGUCUCACUCUGGGACCCAUGUUUUCCCAUGAUCCUCAAGUUGUGACCAGCUUUUUACAGAAUUCAAAUGAAGCAAAUUUAUAAAAAUAAAAAACUUUAAAGACUCUAAUCUCUAACAUAAAUCCACUUUUCUGUAUAUGCAACUACUGAAGCUGCAUAUACAGAAAAUAUAAAAUAUCUAAAAAAUUUCACAUGAAAUAUUUACUUCUGAUUCGUCAGACAUUAACUACAUUAUUCAAACACUAUAAUACAAAAUACAUUGUGUUUGCAUUCUUAGAAGAGCUCAGAUUUAUAUCUAGUUGAAGUGUUUUGUUUCUUCGGGGCAGUCUCUCACUUUAGCCUUUCAUCACUUGAUCCCCUGCAGGUCGACUAAAGAAGGAGCAGGCUCUGUCGAGGAUCUCUGAUGAGAGCCUGGAUAAGAUCCCCGAGGAGGAGGAAGAGAGCCCCGUCUUCAAGGAGCUACCAGGGGCCAAGGGCACGGAUGAGGCUGUGCUGCCGCUCACCGGCAGCAGCGACCGCAGCACCCGCGAGUCCAGCGGAGAGCUCACCAACCUGGCCAACGGAGGCACUGUCCUUCCGAACGGCAGGGUCUACGGUAACACUGGAUUCUUGUUUAAGAUGUGCCAGAAAAACACUUUCCACAAAAACUCAGGACCAUAUUAGAUCUGUAAACUUUUGUAGGCUGCGUUUUUAUGACUUAAGAUGUCAGCUCUCAACAAAAAUAUAGGCUGAGCAAAAAGCACAAAAAUAGUGAUAAUUGAGCCUAAUUGCAGCUUUUGCAUCUCUAAAAUAAACCGUUGUUGUAUUUCUGGUGUCUGUGGUUGAACUUAGUAGCUGCUGGAUACUCCUCCGUCACCGUUUUGUUGUCACAUAUUCACGACAGCCCUUCUCUCAUUUAGGCCGAACUCACUCCAUGACAAACGGCUGCCUUAAGUCCCCCGUCUCUAACGGCAGCUUCAGCUUCGAUGGCCACAUGCGCAGCGAUGGCCAAGUCUACCACACAGUGCACAAGGACUCAGGUCUGUACAAAGACCUCCUUCACAAGAUCCACUUGGGCCGCAUGGACGACAGCGAGCGUUCGGGGUCCAACGCCGGCGCUGCUGACAACAAUUACCGCCUGCUGCGCCGCAACAACAGCUACACCUGCUACACCGCGGCAAUAUGCGGCAUGCCCGUCCAGCCGCUCAUCCGCACGGAGUCACGUGACGACAGCGAAAAGCUGGUGGGAGAGGGAGGGGGCAGGAGCAACAGCGUGUCCUACUCCAAGAAGAGGAUACGCUACGAUAGCUACUCAUCGUACUGUAACGCCGUGGCAGAGGCAGAGAUCGAGGCGGAGGAGGGUGGGGUGGAGAUGAAGCUGGCCACAGAGCUGGAGGGGGUGGAGGAAGAAGGAGCUCCGGCCCCGAUGCCGCUGGACGAGCUGGCCGAGGAGGAUCAUGAGGAGAAGGAUAAGUCCGAGGUGUUCCAGCUUUUCCACUUCCUGCAGAUCCUCACCGCUUGCUUCGGCUCCUUCGCUCAUGGAGGAAAUGAUGUCAGGUGCUGCCUCCUGCUGCUUAUGAGACACACAACAUCCCAAACAUCCACUAAUUGAGAUCCUCUCAGAGCACAUAUUUUUAUAGCUGAAACUGUGUUCACAUCAAAGUGUUGUCAAAAAUAGAAAACCCAGCCUUACUCUGCUGCCUGUGGUUCUUCUCCGCUUUUCGCAGUAAUGCUAUUGGGCCCCUGGUGGCGCUGUGGAUGAUCUACGACCAGGGUGGUGUGAUGCAGGAUGCUGCCACUCCUGUUUGGCUGCUGUUCUACGGUGGUGUGGGUAUCUGUGCUGGUCUGUGGGUGUGGGGCCGCCGUGUCAUCCAGACCAUGGGGAAAGACCUGACUCCCAUCACCCCUUCAAGGUGAGAGAGCCUCAGCAUGGGGGAGUGUGUGUCUGAGUGUGUGUGUGUGUAUGUGUGUGACUAGAGGAAAAGAUCACUGCAGCAUGCUUGGUCCGCUCGCUCUGAAAAGCCUCGCCAUGCUGACGUACGCAGGUCUACUCAGCAACAGCUCCUGUGGUGAGUGUUUAUCUGCAAACAGCUGUUUAAAAAUGUCAAACUCACACAAACACACAAACACACGCCGUCUUUAAACACUAUUGAAGCAGAAAAUGCGAUCCUACUGACGGUGAAAAUCCAUAAAACUAAAGCAGCACAAUCACUGCUGAAGUGGCUGCUCUGCCGGAGGAGCCCUCUGUUUACAGGUACUGUCAACUUCUCUGACUAGUUAAGAGUCUGUAUUCAAACAGAGCUGCUGCAUGUAAUAGACAUCACACACACAGACUCACACACAUACACACGAACAACCUGCAAGUCCAAUUUGUUGGAUUUUUAAUAUGUAGUUGCAUUUCUAAUCAUUUCCACUACAUAUCAAAACAGUUUUUUAAAUACAACAUGAAUAAUAUUGUACAUUUGACAUCUUAAGAUUGCAUCAAAAAAAAAAACAUUGAUGAACUUUUUUGAACUCUAACAAAAACUACUUCCAUUAGUUGAUAUCAAGACUUUAAACUUUGCAAGAUCAGAUUUUUCCUGCUUCAAAACAUCUUCCUGGGGGAUAAAAUAGCAACGAUACAAACUCUAUCUUUCCUCUUCCUUUUCCACGUUACAUAACAUUUAUGAAUAAAUAAACAGCGUACAACACAUAAAGCCCCGGGGCCCCCUUCGCCCUACAACCUCGGCAGCGGACAUCACGCAGCCUUAGCCGCUGACUGUUGCUCCUCUGUCCUUGACAUUGAUCUUCCUCUCCUCCUCUCUUUUCUCCCGCUGUCCUCUUGCUUCCCACGCAUUAGCCCAAGAGAAAGUGUGUGUGUGAGUGAGUGUGCAUACGUCAGUGUUGUUUAUGCGUUUCGUGUCAGCUCCAAGAAGCCAGCCUCUGCGCCUGUAGGUCGUCACGCGGCGAGUGCACCGUAUGUGUGCGUGCACGCAUGCAACUCGGGGUCUAAUUGUUCCAGUUAUUUAUUUGACGGUGCGUGUUGGUGAGUGCGUGCGUGAGUGUGUGUACACUGUUGCCUGGCAGGAACAUCACACAGGGUUUCAGGAAGUUGUUUGGCAUUUUGGAUGGAGAGAAGUGGAGCAAGGCAGGGUGAGGGAGGGGCAAAGCCACAGUGGGAACCCUGGCCUCUCCAGUGCAACCACAGGGAGGGACGCCAGCCUGACUCCAUCUCCUCGCACUUCUCUUUUUCCCCUCUGGCCUCCUCCUCCUCCUCUUCUUUUUUUCAGAUUCCUUCCUAACCUCUCUUUUAAACCUCCAUCCUUAGCUGUGAGGUUAACCACCUUCCCCUCACUUCUUCCAUUUCUUCAUCCCUUCCCGUUUUCUUUCUCUUCUUCUUUCAGCAUCUUUUGUCUUUCUGAUGAGAUUUUCACCUUCAUGACUAUCUUCUCUUCUCACGCUCACUUCCAUCUCAUUAUUUCCCCCUCUUUCUUUAUUACUCCUCUUUCCUGGCCCCUCUUUUCUCUGCGCCUUUAUUCUGUCUUACUUAAUCUCCGUCUUCCAUCACUAGCUCAGUCCUUUGCCAGGCUUAAAGACAGAUUCGCUCUGCUUCACAGCUCUAAAGGCUCUCUGUCCUGCAGUGUCUUUUUCCAAGCGUCGACCUGACAAAGAACUUUGUUUGGGGACAGGAAAGUGUGUGUAUCUGUGUGUGAGAGCAGUUAAGUGUCUAUGGCUGCUGGUCAUAUAUUAGAGCAGGCAGCGUGGACCGUUCAUCACGACGGUAAAAGCUGUUUCCUAACUUGAAAUCUGGAUUUUCAUCAGCGUGUUCGGCUCACCUGUUGAACUGCUGCAGGGACAGACUAACACAGUUAUUGCUGGCUCUUUUGAAACUUUGCCACUCUGAAAACAGGCUUUCAUGCCUCUUAGUGAGGAGCUGAUCCUGUGUGGCACAUAGACACAUGAUGAUCCAGCUUCACUAAUCAGUUGAAUUCUCCUUUGAGGCAGUGAGCUGUGUUUUCUUACCUCUAGUGACCUGAAAUGUUGAGUUUUGGAGGUGAGACUUGAGACAGAAGGGAAACAAAGUUGUAACAUGUGAAAACAAUGAAGACUAAAUCUGGUAUUUUGGAUGCCAGCUCACAGUCACGGCUUAUUGUGACACCUAAUAAGAAAGAAAGAUGUUUUUUUUUUCCCCUCCUUGGAGAGUCAAAACAUCUGCUGUGAAAAAGGACUUGUUCUUAAACACACUUCCUGAUCACACCCUCUGCAGAGCAGGUUUCACAACUCUAUAGGAAGACUGUGAAGGAUUACGUCAUCACUAGCUGCGUUCACAUGGGCAUAAAUAAUCGGAAUAAAAUGCCAAACGGAGUAUAAAAGCGUCAUGUAAACAUGUCAAUCGGAAAAUUCUGAUCCAAUUCGGCCUAAUCGGAAAGAAAUUGUAUUCUGUAUGAGAGGGGAGGUUUAUGCCGAUCAUUAUUCCGAAACUUAUUCCAAUCGUGACUCACUAACCUGACUCGAUCUUCACUCUUAAUCAGAAUAAAGUACCGAUCCAUCCAUAUAAACAUCGGGUUCAGAUUUCUGAUCUCUCAAAUUUUUAUUUAUCGAGGCCAGUACAGGAGGUUUCAUUAUUAAGACUCUGGCAUGAAUCACAACCGCAGGAGCCGCGUCUGCUCCUCCGAUAAUGAAACAAGGCAUAGGCGUACAUACAGCGUAAUGAUGUCACAUCUGAAAAAUCCUGCAUUGGAUGAAGUGAGCCAGUACUGUGCGUUUGUUGGUUUGUUGAUAGAACAGGCGUAAAUACAACUCUUCUUCUGUGGUUAUUGUUUUAGUGAAAUUGGACAACUCUGUACAUGUCCAAAUGCUUUUAAUCUGAAUAAAGUUUGGUGUAGGGCUGGGGGAUAAACUGAAAAUUUACCAAUACUUAGGCCUGUCACGAUAACAAAUUUUGCUGGACGAUAAUUGUGCUACAAAUCAUUGCCGAUAAACGAUAUUAUUGACACCGUUUUUUGAAUUAUAGAAAAUGAUAAUAUAUGGCAUAAUAAUGCGAGUACACCAUGUCAAAAGUGAUAAACUUUAAUUUCCGCUGUCUGUCAGCGCGCACCAUUUUGCGGUGUUUUGUUUAUAUUUGCUUUGCUUACCAAACGCUUCAGUAAGCGGUACCUGUCGGGACGAUGGCUCUGCAGCACCUCCGGCGGUACUUUUUUUGCUCAGUUGGGGAAAAUGGAGGGGAUGAUUGUGCUUGAGGUGCGCAUGCAUGUUCGUUGUAUUCCCCUUCUUUGUCACCACAACUUUGGAACAAAUACGACAUAUCGGCUCGUCCGUAUUUGUCGGCUCACCUCUUUCAUUUGGUUUAAAGCCAAAAUAUUCCCACACUUGGGCUGUUGCGUUCGGUUUAGACACCAAAGCUGCCUUGUUCAUUCUGUUUGCUUGCUUUUCACUCAAUUGCAGCACUGUAUCCAAAAGUCUUUGUCUGUGUGCCUGUGCGCGCCAGCUCUCUCUCAAAAUGAAUAAAGAAAAGUUGGUUUUGGAUGUGUGUAGGUAGGCUAUGGUUUCAUGUCCGUUUAAGACGCUGUCCUAUGUCAGAGAUGUGACUCCACCCCGUCCAUUCUGUAACAAAGAGGGAAAGAGGUGAGGAGAUGGAGGACGGUUCAAAAAUUGUAGCAGCUGGAACAACGGCUGAAGUAGACGAAGUUAAUGUGGGAGAGGGCGAGCUGCUUGUGGAGUAGUUAUCGUCCAUUUAUCGAAUUGAACAGCUCAAUACAUCGUGAUAUUGAUUUGAGGCCAUAUUGCCCAGCCUGCAUGUAUACACACGUUAUGAUCGGAUUAUUUGAUUUUCCGUCCAUAUAAACAUCAGGAUCAGAUUUUCUGAUCUCUCAAAUUUUGAUUCAGAUCUAGAAAUUUUGCACAUGUAAACAUGGCUAAUGUUAUGUCUUAGCUAAUAUCAUGUCUUAGCUCCACGGCGCAGGGCUGCCUCCUCUCCCUUCAGUGCUGAUCACAGUCGCGCUGUCAACACCCCGGUUCCUUCCAGAUGCGUCCCGGGAGCAGCUUUCUGCUCUGCUCCACCUAAAGUACACGCCCUGUCUAUUUCUGAUGGAGCCCCUCAAGCUGCACAGAUGAGCCAGGCAAGAGGUCAGAAGGAGGAACAGAGCAGAUGCUAUUGGUUUUCUUAAAUGAAAGGUCCCACAGCAUCAUCAUUUCACAACUAUCAGUACGACGGUGUGGGCUUUGAGGCGUUUUCAAGUCAUAAGAAAAAUUAGAAACAGGCUCUCAGUUGUUACAUCCAUGCGAUAAAAUCAGCAAUAACAAGCAGAUGGCAUAAAAAACAUAAAUCAGUGCGAGGCGAUACAGAAACACACUCAUCCAUCCAUGGAGCACAUGCAACCACACUUUUGUGCAUUAUCCUGACACCUUUAUUGUGUAUGAAUGUGCGUGUGUGUUUGGAAGAGAUCUUGUGUGUGAUUGUCAUUCCUCUGUUCUUGUUGUAUGUGAGUUUCAAAGACAUGUUUAAUGUUCUCCUACAGUUAAUAUGGAUGCUGGAGUUCUAAAGGAGCCUGUGGGGAGCAGCUCAUCCCCGUACCUAACAAUGAAAGAUGUCUUUUUGCUCCCUCCUCUCCCCCCUCCCUCCCCCUUCCUCCACAGUGGUUUCACUAUUGAACUGGCCUCUGCACUCACUGUCGUGUUGGCUUCCAAUAUCGGAAUCCCUGUCAGUACCACACACUGCAAGGUAUGACCGAGCGGCCGACCCCAGCUGGCCUCUCAACUCCCCUACAGGUGUUUUCCAGGGGAGAGGGUAUUCACACUGCUGCCUAGGGCGUUGGGCUGGAAAUAAACACUUUAUGAUGGUCCUAAAAAGUCUGUAAUUUCAAAACCUGAGACGAGUUUCCCCAAACUGUCAGUGUCCGUCACUUUUCCUGCUUUAAAAGUUUUAAAAACGAGGCAGGAAGAGAUAAAUUUUCUACAACUUCGGUCUUGUUUCUUAGUUCUGGUCGUCUUUCCUAUCCGUACUCAUAGUUGUUGUACUUGUGUGAGUUAUUUAUGAGACUUGGGAGCAUGGAGACAAAGUGUUAUGACCGGGCAGGUUGUAAAACAAGCAUUGGAGUUGCUCCAACCUGAGCGAGAGGAACAUAUCCUCCUUGCUUUUUCUCAUGUCCUUAAUUUUUUAUUUUUAGUUUACUUCAUAAAUUGAACCAGACAAGUGCAGUUUAAAUUUCCUGCAGCUGAAAUAAAGAAGUUUUAACGUUUACUGGCUGUCUCCUGUGUGCGCAGCAGUGAUAGAUCAUCAGAGUUUAUUGCCUCUCAGUUAUUUUACGUGCUGUUUUGCUGGAGGUUGCUCAAAGGAGGACGUCACUGACAUGAACGUCUAGUGCGGUUACUUUUCUGAUAAAUAAAUAUACUUUUAUUUAGUUAAUGAUUUUUUUUCAUAAGCCACAAAAAGAAUAUGAACUAUAACAGGAUUUACACUCAGCGUUAACCCAUGAAUCAGCCCCUUUAUCUGUCUCUGAAGUGUGGUUAUCUUUCAAAAUGUAUCUUCAAUACUUCAAGAAAACGAAACAGGGUUUUUAUGUCAGGUUGGUGCAUUUCAAAUGGAAAUUAUGUCAUUUUCCCAGAUCAUAAUCAUGAGUAAAUGAGCAAAAACUAGUAGGACUGAUCCCCCAAACUAAGAAACCAAGACCAUAUCACCCCAAACUCAGGUCCAGUAUCAGACAAAUCUCCUCUCAUCUUUGCAUCAUUUUUCACUCUGAGAAAAGACAAUCAAGCUGUUUGUUCCACGUCCAGCCCGCUGCAGACAGUCCCCCCCCCCGGCGGCAGCGUGCAGCCCCUCUCCCCUGCUCUUUUCAGGAACAUUGGAUCCAGGCUGGAAGAUGAAGCAGAGCCUGCCAGAGCCAAGUCCCUUUUGUCCCCACCCCAUCAACACGGUGUCUCAUCCUCUGUUUCUCUUCCAACAACUCUUCCAUUUUUUUGUCCUCUCAGCAUUGGCAUGGUUUGCUGUGUUGGUCGUCCACCUUCCUGUGCUUGGCUGCAAGCAGACUCCCUCCCUCAUCCCGACAACCAGCCCCCCCUCCUCUUCCCCUUUCCCUGCGACCCCACCUGUCAGACUUGUUCUCCACUUUCUCACCUCUCCCUCUCCAUCUUUCUGUCUCUCCACUCGUCUGUCUUCACAGCGGAUUUUGCAUUGAAGUAAUGAGUGCGCUAACAGUGCUUGUUGCAUCAAAUGUGGGCAUCCCAAUAAGCUCCACCCACUGCAAGGUAUUGGAGUCACUUUUAGUGAAGCAGAGUGGAGCCCUCUCUUGGAGCUCCACUUCACUGUUUCACCUGUAGCUGUCGAUCACCAGAGCCAAUCACAACUCCUAAAGUUGACGUUUUGACCUCUUGUGCAGUGACCCUCUGGGAACAGAGCCUCUAGAUUCGCCUAAAUCUGCAAAUGCAAUAAAUGUAGCAGGUUUGAAAGUGUUUAACAGUGUACCAGCAGAGCCCCAAAGUCAGAAACCAUGACUGUAUACUGUGAAUAAGAGCAAAUUUGUCUAAAAACUGUCCUUCAACACACCUGAUUCAAAUAAUCAGCUCGUUAGUGAGCCAUUACAGAGCUUGAUAACGAGCUGAUCAUUUGAAUCAGGUGUGUUGAAGGACAGUGGGCCUCGAGGACUGGUUUUGAGAACCACUGCUCUAAAACAUGGCAGACAAAAAAAUGCUUUGUUAAUGUUUAGAAAUGUUCUUAUGAUUUAUUGUGUGGCACAUCAACUCUUUGCUCAAAUAUAAUUAACAAUUUAGUUGUAAUCCACACAGAAUGUCCUAGACUAGUUAGAAAAGUCAUUUAUUCAGACUAGUUUGGUAUAAAUGUCAGUAAAUUUAUUAAGAUUCAAACUUGAUUUAUCUGUCAGUGUGUUGAACCCACAUUUCCAAACUAAAAGCAAGUUAAAACUCAAAGUUUGAAGAUUAAUUCUCGACUAUCUGAGCAGCACAUGAACGCAGCAUCACUUUAAUGUUGGCACAGAUGCGAUAGCAGCAUAAAAACUGAAGAUCAGUCACAUCUACGAUUACAAUAAACUCUCAAAAGUGUCUGACUUAUCAGGGGAAACUGCACAAGAGUCAAAACUGGUGUUUAAUUCCUGAUGAUCACAUUAUUUAAACAUCACCAUCACCAUCCAUCCCUUUGUAUUUCACUCCUCCUCAUAAGUACACCUGUCCCCUCCCUUAAACCUCUGAUAAUCAACAGCUCUGCCAAAAUGCUUAAUCUACUGAUGGGUAGAGGUAUCUGAUUGUGGUGAAGUGAUUCAGUUCCUGUGUCUGGAGGGCUGCCACAGAUGUUGUUGAAAAAUGCCAGCUAUACUUCUCUAUUUUGGAGGAAUUUGUUCCCUAGAAUCAAAGUUCAGAGGAAUGACAGUAAAAUUGUCUGAAAGCCAACAACAUCUGUGAACAACCGAGAGCAGUGUGAGAGCAGUGAUGGGCAUUCAUGUGGUUUCAGUUCAGAGUGACCGUUUUCCUGCAGAGAUUUGGUGUCUUUUUGAUGUUCAGAUCAAACUGAAUUGAUGCCCAGCUCUGCUGUUAGGGGCGCUGCGGUGUGUUUAUGUACAAUGACUGCUUGUUUCAAAAGCUCUACAGGCACAAACACAGAGGUCACACUGAGUUCAGGCUUUUCUCCUGCAUGCCUGGAAUACUGCAACUGGCCGUAAACAGACGUCCAGACCACAAAGUUGAGCAUUACGUCCACACAAAUGAAGAAAUUUCCUAUCAGACAGUGUAAUACUAACACUGAAGACACUUUUAUGUAACAUUAAGUAAGACUGACCAAAGUCUCCAAACACACCGCCUGCCUCUGUUGACCCUGACCUUCCACAUUUAGUCCUGAGUGUGACAGAAGGCGUCUCGGGUUUCUCUGGCCGUAUAAGUGCAGGCACAGUUGAACUCCCACCCACCUGCAGCGUCACAAACAGAGCUGAAACCAGUCACUGCACAUGACACCUCAGCACACGCAGGUGUCUAAAACAUGAUCGCAGGACUUCUCCUGAACAGAUUCGGGUUCUGAUUAAACUCUUGAGUUACGGUUGACUGGAGGAAGUCUGACAUGAGCAGGAACUAGUCCCAAAAAAAGCUCCAGAGAAACGACCCCCUCUGUUUAAACUCCAAAUCUAAUCAAUAAAGGAACAAAAUCGACUCUUGGUGAACUUGAUCUGCUUAUUUCGGACUUCCUCGCAGAAAAAUGAUAAAUUUAGAUAGGGAUGACUUUAACAAUCAGCUUGCUCUUACUAACAGAGAGUCUAGACUGAGCUGCUCAUGAAGAGCUGAUGGUUGUCUUCAGGCUUUUCUUACAAUAUGUCAGAAGGUCCCAAACUCAUAAAGUAAAGAGACUAUUCAAAGUAAGAAGGCAGACAUAGUGUGAGCAUGAACCGAUCAGCUGCUCUUUGAAAAGAAAAUUCCUCUGUCUUAAGAAAAGCCUGAACCACCCGCAGCUCUUCAGGGUCUUUGACUUGCUUUUUUUUUUUCUGUUCUGCUGUUGAUUGUUUUCUUUCUCCUCCCGGCUCCGGCCUCCAGGUGGGCUCAGUCGUUGCGGUGGGUUGGAUCCGCUCCCAGAAAGCAGUAGACUGGCGCCUCUUCAGGAACAUCUUCCUGGCGUGGUUCGUCACGGUGCCCGUGGCCGGCCUGUUCAGCGCCGCCAUCAUGGCCCUGUUUGUUUACGGCAUCCUUCCCUUUGUCUGAGGGCGCACGGCCGGGAGGGAGAGCAGAGGAAGAGGAGAGAGUCAGAGAGGGGAACUCGGGUAAAAUCAUAGCUCGAGUGUCGAGGGUGCAGAUAAAUGAGGAGGGGGGAGAAGAGAGGGAAAGAGUGAGGGGAGAAGAAGGAGGAGCUGCAGAGGUUUACAGAUGGACUUGGUUGUACUGAGGAUGUGAGGAGGGUUGGUUCAUAUGCUGCCUGGCUCCGUAGUCCAGAGAUCUUUUUGACUCAUCGGUUUUUAUUUAUUCUUGGGGUGCAUAAGAAAGUGCGUGUAACCUCCGUGUUCACCAUACCAUUCGAUCUGCUGUACAUAUGACAUUAACACAGGGGUAUUUCAGUAACUUCUAACAAGAGGUCUGGUUUGAGGAGAUGCAGUGCAAGCCAUUUUCUGUCUCAUUAAAAAAAAAAAUAAUCAUGAGUUAAAAAAAAAAUAAGACAGCACACAACUAGAAAUAAUGAAAUCCUGCACAACUAAACCGAGAAACCUGAACCUGCAGUUCAAACUGUUUCAUCCUGCCUGUAAAUCCGGGCAGCACCUCUGCUCAAGUGCUCAUUAUUAUUGUUCCAGAUUGCCAGAAAAUAAUCCUGUACAUAUUGUUCUCUCAGACUGAGUGUGAUUUGUUGUAUUGCGGCUUGCUUUAAAAGUUAAAAAAAAAAAAAAAGACAAAAAAGAUGUGCGUGUGGUAAACCAACCCAUCCAUCAUCUGACUUUGAAACAUGCCAGCCAGGUACGACUAGGGCCAAACAGAAAAGACGCCUCAGAGAGGGGUGGUGGGACUGUCACUCUGCUUUUUUUUAUUCUCCACAUGAUACCAUAGAAACCUGAUUUGCUAAAGAGUUGAUUUUUGUCAAGAGCUCCUGUAUGUUUCUAGAGAUGGAUCUCAUAUUUUUUAAUGAUGUAUUAUACUGUAAUUUGUACUGUAAAUACUGUCCGUACAGAGGUUUAGGGGCGGGAUUAGGGGGAGGAUCAUGGUUCAUUUUUAAUGUUGUAAAAAUAGGGGUGGCUCCUCACCUCUUCAUGAUGUCAUAUUAUAAAGUAUUUUUCAUCCCAGAGGGUAUACACACACUCACACACACACGCUGCUGUUGUGACAAAUUCAGAGUGAUGAAUCAAAGCUGACGAUGCCCCAUCCCCUCUGAUUUAUCGUACCAGUCGAAGUUUUUGCAGAAAGUUUCCCCCCCUGGAGAACAUUUUGGUUUCUGUCAGCAGUAUGCAAAAGAGGGGGACUCCUCAAAGUAGAAUUAGGUGCAGCAGAAGCCAAAAACUCUCAAACGCAUUUUUAAGGUCUCAGAAAAAGUUCACAUAUCUUCAUUUGUUUGCCUUUGUUUGCAUACUGGAGUCAUCUCAUAUUAUCAGAGGCUCCCUGCCAAUGCUUGACCUCUACACUGUCCAUGCUCGGAUCAUUUCUCGAUCUCCUACUCAUCUUUUUUUUUAUUUUAUUAUAUCAGAGUUUAUCUGUCUCUGAUACUCUGUGUCGUACCUCCCUGAGGAAGACCCACCACACAGCGCUCGUGUGUCAUAUCAAACACUAACUCAGCCAGUUAUGCAGAGGUGUGCCGAGAGGAUACUCCGCCUCGGUCGCACCUGUAGCUCCUCACAGAUGGCCGACGUUGCAUAGAAGCAUUUAGUCUGUCGAUCACCUGUGUUUUAAUCCAAGUGCUUGAGGUUAGCAGAGGUAAAACGGAUCAUGUCGAGGGCUGGAUUAAAGCAGCUCAUGUCACAAAAACAAGGCAGUAUCUGGGAUUGGGGGGGUAGUACUGAUCAUCACCAGCUUUUAAAACAGGGUCCUCUGCGACCUGUAGAUGAACAAAGUCUAAGCUUUUUUUAUUUGAACAAACUCAAUGCCAGGUGUUGCAACUUCUUCUUUUUUUUUGUUCUUCUUGUGGUGUGUUUCCUAAUUCUUUAUUUUGUCUCAUGAACAAAUCUAUGCUUAAGUAGCCACUUGCCUUGUAACAUUGUGUUUUACUUUGUGCAGAUACAGUAAAAUUAAGUACUGUGGUGUUUACAUUGUAACCAUGUUGUAGAGUAUCAGAAAAAAAACUGUUGCCUAAUGAUGCCAAUGAAAGACAAACUAUUAACCAUGAAUUUUUAAAGUGCAAGUAAAAAAAAUAACCUGAAGUGUCUAGAGAGAGAGAGAGGAAGAGAGAGAGAGUGCGAAAUGACUUGCUUUUUUUCGUCGUGGUAGCGCUAAUGAUGACCCCGUCACUUUAGACUGCUUCGACAGUACUACGUGUUAACUCUACCUGUAUGGGUGCAAUUCAGUAAUGAAGAGAAUGACUAGAGAAAUCUCAUCAAGACUAUAUAUAUUUUUCUACCAUAUCUGAGUUUAACCUGGCGAGCUUCCAGACACUCUGUAGGACACACUGUGGGCUCAAUGGGAACAGGGAUUCAAUAUUGAGAUCUUAUCAUAGUCGGUCUUAUCAUAGGACGUCUCGCCUCAAUGGUGCCAUGUGCCACACCUCCUCUGUAAGCCCGGUGUGUUCUUCUAACAUGUAGAUUUGACGUGUCGGUUGCCAAUAGAUCAGAUUUUUAAAUUUUAUCAUUUUUAUUUUUUGGGAUUUUAGAUGAAAACACUUUGUAAUUUUGUUUCCCUAUAGCUUCAAUCAUGAGCUGUGAGAGGAGCAGGACAGGCUUCUUGCUAAAACCAGGACGACUGCUCACUGAAUGCAAAAUCUUGAAGCUGAAUCUCUGUAGCUGAGAAACUCUAAUCUAAAAAGUAAAAAAAAAACAAAACAAAACUUGAUAACUGGACUGUGAGGACAUUUGUUUCCUUGUUUUGGCAGGUAACCACUCUUGAAGCUCAUACCCUUCAACUCUUUCACAAGCGGUGUUACACAGGGGGCCGCGCAGAGCUGGUGCGGUAAACUCUCUCUGUACGUUUAACAUCAGCCACAACAAAACAGCAACAACUGCAGUAUUACUGAUAUGUGCUAAAACAUACAGGAACAGAUGAACUUAAAAAGAAGAGAAACUCAUAUUUGAUGUUUAAACAGCAGUAAUUGGAGAAGAUGCAGCAGCAGAUUUCAUAGAAUUGUGUUUGUUGCUUAUAAGCUCAAUAUUUAUAAAAGUAGAAUCUGAUUAUUUCUCUUUAGGGUGACCCAAUCCAGGCCUCGAAACACCAAUCUGUCUUUAUUAACAGGCAUGUGCUGCUAUAUUAAAAUGCUCUUGUGUGUCCUUAUAGAUGGCGAAUUCCUUCUGAACCCUCACCCUCAUGUUGGGAGUAAAUAAUCUAAGGUCACACAGUGCAGAUAGAUCUGAUGUUUGCUCUAUCGCUGUGCUCUGCAGGCGCCCUCUCUGUAACUCACUCUGUCUUUUUUGGUUGUUUUUUCAUUCAUUCUCAGUCCUGAUAGGCCCAAAGGGAUGCACAGCUCAAAAUAGGAGGGAGAGUGGGAAACUGCCAUCUAGUGGCUGUGCUAAAAACCUGGUUCUCACUCUGUAAUGCCAAAAUUUGGUGUAUUAAUACCCCAUAGAAAAAUUGUUUUGAAUCCAAUAAACAGUUCAAUUUGUUUAUGAACUUAAAGGCUGAUUGCAAAAUUUUAUAUUAUUAUAUGCAUCAUUAUUUAAAAGAUUUAACAAUUGAAAAGCCCAGCUAAUCUGUCUCAUAAAAUGUACAAAAGAGGUCAAGGGUCGGUGAAAAAAAAAAGAGGUCCAAUAUAUUUUUUUAAUUAUUAUUUCAAGAAAAAAAGUCAGACUUGUGAGAAAAAAAGUCAGAAUUCUGAGAUUAAAGUCACAUUUCUGACUUUUUAAACUCUGAAUUCUGACUUUUUUUUCCCCUCAAAAGUCUGUUUUUUUUCUUCUCAUAAUUAUAAUAAUUUUAAAAAUAUGUUGGACCUUCUUUUCAGUGGCCCUAAUCCUCUUCGAUAUAAGAUGUGUGUGUGUGUUUUUAAUAAGACCUGGAACCUUAGACUGACCCUAUACACUCUAUAUACAGUCUAUGCCUGAAACACACUGAAAACGGUGAGGUAGAGGUAUAAGCGCAGCCACUAGAGGGCGCAGUGUGUCGCUGUCUCUCCCUGUGUAGAUGGACCGUGUUUGAGACCAGUCCGUGUCAUCUGCUCACUUUUAGAUAUGAAUGGUGUGAUCGCCAUUGAGGGAGUUGCUGUGCUUCUGUCGCGUUAUAGCCGCUUUGUAACUUUUGUAGAGAGAAACUAGAGAAACAGGACGUGCCAUUACUUCCUCCCUGAAUGUGCAAUACAAGGUGUUGUUCGUCGAGGUGCAGCCGCGUCGCUGCUGUCACCCUGUGGUGUGUUGCUCCACCUGCCCUGGUGUAAUAGCGCCCCCUCCUCUCUGUAUGAGGUGGAGGGGCUUCAGUUCAGACCUCCAUCUGGAUGUGGCGUGCUGUCUCUAGUUUUCUGGUCUGUUUUGUAAUAGAAUGUGCUCCUUGGCUGGCCUGCAGGCUUUACAGCAGCUCUGUGUUGUCUUUUUACUGUUUACUGCUAUUUAACUGUCCAGUCCUUCAAAAGUUUGAAAAACAUAAAAAAUACAUGAAUAAAAAAAUCAAAAGAAACUGUAGCCUGCUUCUACAAAAUCUUAAAGCUCUUCUGAUUUGCAUAUAUCGUACUGUAAUGUUUUAUUUAAGAUUUUAGUGGAAAAAAAUGUGCAUUUAAACUAAAUUAUGGGAAUUAAAAUUACAAAGAAUACUUAAAAUCCAC
Xyrichtys novacula (pearly razorfish) is the source of this 55323-nucleotide messenger RNA. The record is from the annotation of a GenBank genome assembly. NCBI's taxonomy places the organism in Eukaryota, Metazoa, Chordata, Actinopteri, Labriformes, Labridae.